GAAACAACUAGUAAAGAUUGUUUGAAAUACUGUGAUGUGAAUGUAAGUAUUGUAAAGAGUAUUGUUACUUAACUUGUAUCUUUUUUAUUGUAAGUGAAAGAUGUUUUAGAAGGGUAGUAAGGGAUGUUUAGUGUCUCUAAGGGGUAGCUAUCAGCUAAUUUCACCUGCUGGAAAUGAUCUAACAUCACCUUAAAUUGCACUGGAAAACAAUGCCAAGGUGUAACAGCCGUCAUUCAGUAAUAUUCAGUAUCAAUUCCAUGUUUUAUUUGAUCUGAUCAACUACGCUUAACACACUGUUUGAAUACAAUACUGUAUAAGAAAUCCUUACAAAAAAGAAAGUAUCCGUGUCGGUAACCUUGAGAAUUGCUGCAAUAUCUGUAAUGAUUCCAUAAUGUUCGAUUCCUUCGGUGUGAGUCUAGUUAAACAAUCCUUAUCCAAAAAAGGGUGAAAAUAACAAAGUGAUAAAGGCACAUGUGUGUUGAGGUUUGACCCAGUCUUGAAUGUCAAAACCUUGCAUGGACUGUGACCUAGUGCACAGGAAACAUAACAUUUACACAAGGGGUAAUUUUAAUAAAGUCUCAAUUCAGCAAAAGGCUGCCAGAUGAUUAGUCUACUAGUCUGGUUAUAAUCUUUUCUUUGCCUACAUUUCUUGCCAUUUUAGUUUCUUAUUCAGGGUAAUUCAAGAUGAUGGUUUUUGCUGACUCAGGGUUCGCAAAUAGGCCAAAUUUGGCGUAUUUUACGCCAAAAUUGUUCAGAUGACUCCACAGAGGUUACGGAGGGAGUCACUUUGACUUCAGAAAUUUUCGGUAACAAACAGGGAGCCACUUCGACUCCAGGAAUUUUCGGUAACAAACACAGUUUUGUCCCUACCUUUUUCGCAACAAAUGCAAUUUACGUUAAUUGUAAACGUUGUAAACCUUAAUUAAGUCAUCAAAAUUAAAGAAUGAUACUGCACGACAAAACAGGAAGAGGGUAAAUUACGAUCAAAGUUUACUCGAUGACCGCCAUCAUGGAUUUGAGCUUUCUAGGUCAGUGAACCCCCACAGCUACACCGUUUAUCCAUCACGAUAGUUAUUUAUGCCAGGACCACGUGCUAUAAAGUGUGAAAAUGGCUUUUUUCGUUGUGAUACUUGACUCCAAAUUUUCCAAAAUGACUCCAAAAUUUGUGAAGUGGAAGUCACAGUGACUCCACUUAUCAAUAAAAUUUGCAAUCCCUGUGACUCAUGCACCUUUAAAGGUUUGCCCUUUGAAGCACGUAGAAUUAUAGACUGCUUGCAGUCUGCCUUUGUCUUAGAAUUUGUCCAGUUCUUAUGUUUCUUAUCCCAGCCAAUGCGAUUGCAUACAAUGGCGUCACAUCAAGGGAUUGGGACAUGUCUUAUCACCUUAUGUGGAAUAAUUGCAAAAAAAAUCAGGUUUUUCCUCUUGAAUAGUAACUUUACUUGCUUUUUAAGUAGCAGAUGUCAUCAUUGUAUUUUUGCAUUGCAGGAUGGUGAAGUGCCAGAAUCUCUUCUGAUUAAUGUGGCUUAUUUCUGUGAUAAUGGUGGCUUAUCAGCGAUCAGGGAAGCCUUUCAAGAGGCUGAUCCUGCCUCUUUGCCUUUUUCCAUUGCUCAUCAUCUUAUAAACAUAGUUACUCAGGUAAUUAUGUCAAAUCUUCACACUAUAAGACAUGAGCUAUUCAUGUCCUCAAUUAUUAUUUAUUGUCGUAAAUUAUUCAGUGGAUUAACCGCUGGCCAGUUUUCUCAGUUCAAGACUGCCGGUCUGCUAAGUGGAAGGUUGUGAGUUCAAACCCUGACCAGACAUCCCUUAGUGGCGGGCGUGGCUUCUAUUCCAGUGCCCUAAGUAUACAGUUGAACCUCUCGACAAUGGCCACCAUGGGGACAGAAGAAAAUGGCCAUUGUAGAGAGGUGGCCGGUGUAGAGAGGUUGAAACAAGAGUGAAUGUAUGGACAGUCUGCUAGAAAAAAUUACGGUUGUAGUGAGGGGGCCGUUAGUGGGGGUUCGACUGCAUUUGUGUAUAGCCUGUAAUAGUAGGUAAUUUAUCUUUUUGUGAGGUAGGCACAGUGUAAAAUUUAAGGGAAUCGGAUAAAAUUGGUACCUGAUUGAUCCGCAUCUGUGUGACCCGAUGCCGAUAUUUGGACGAAGUUCCCUUUCUUUAAUAUGAAUAUUAUUUAUAUGUUUUUGUUAGCUUCGUCUUUGGUUUAGCAUCCAAGCUAUCAUGCAGUACAUCAUUCCACUUCGGAGGCCUGUUAUCAGGUGAAUAUCAGUUAAUCAUGUCAUGGCGGCUAUAUAAAUCUUAGUAAGGCUGUAAUUUUAAAAACAGUCACCAAAUGCUGCUUAACACUAAAAAGGAAGAAAAUAAUAUGACUUGUUUGUAGAUAUGUGAGGUUGGUAUCCAAAUUCCCAUAAUGAAAAGAUUUACCCAAAUUUACUUCAAACAAUAAACUUGUAACCAUCCCAAAGAGCUCCACUUGGAAUCAAACCAGCAAACAGUUGAAAACUAGUAAUCUGUCAGCAGAUAACUUUAAAAAAGUGUAAUCUUAAUGGGUUGAUACCUGAGCCCACAAUAUGGUCAUGUGAUUAUUGUCAGCAGGUAUCCUGUUUUGACAGCUGUUAAUUAACCACAACAUGGAUAUGCAAUAUCAGGUUGUAGGCUCCCACACUACAACUUUUCUAUAGCUAGAAAGUGUGAGAUUUUACAUUGGUUGUCCUGUGGUGAAGACAAACGAGUGGACGGACAGGCAGCCGGGUGGAUGUAUGCUCAUCUCACUACCAACAAUUUCUUAGAUGGGUAGAUAACCAAAUUUCCUUAGCUAUGUGGCUCUGCUCACUUUACUUUUCACUCCGCUUACUUUUAUCAGUUCCGCUCUAAAAGCGAGUUUUAGAAUAGUAUUGAAUUGCUCUAAAUAACUCGUCAGUAUAUGAAGUCCCUGUGGAUCACAAACGUACAAGUAAAUUCAUAAAAUUGAGCUUUCAAAAUAGGCCAUUACCUUCAAAUUUUUGUCAUCGUUUGUGACAGAUAUCUGUGCAAGCUUACUGAUAAAGAUCUACGGCAACCUGAUGGGCGCAUUAUGGUAGACUCCAUGUGGAGUGCUGUAAAAGGACCUGUAGAAUCUGGACCCAUCUGUGACAAGUAUGUGGUGUAGCUCCUAAAUACCUCUAACUGUAAACCAUGCUGUACAUGUAAAUAUGGACCGACUUUUUUCUGCUCUCGGAUGUAGGUCAUAAAUGUGGGUAGAAAACGUGAGGGUCUGUUUCUUACAAUACAGAUUGAGAAAAUGAGGAACUUGUGGUAUUAAGAUAUUAGUUACAUCUCUAGCUUCCAAUAGAGACUGAGAUGGUAAAGAAAUAUGGCCAAGUACAAGGUGCAUACUAAGAGUUAUACAUGUAGUAAUAAAGUUGGCACCAGCAGGAAUACAAGUUUUUGCUUUCAUGCAUGUACUUUAUCAGGUCUUUCUUGGAGCCUCACAGUUACUUUGGCUUCAAAUGAGCAGUGCAAACAUAUACUGUUGCAAACAUGCAGUACAUCACUAAAGCAUUAUUGGUACAUGCAGCAAGUUGAUACUGUGUUUCCUAUAGCUUAGAUGUGGAGAAUUGUUUUGAUAUGACAACAUUAACUUUAGUGACCCAUUUCCUCUAUUCAAAUUCUGUCACAUGUACUUUUAUGUACUUUUGAGGAGAACAAAAUUGCUGGUUACUGUUGGGCAAGUUAAGUUCUCAGUAGAUUUGUUUGUCGAUUGUUUUUUUAACUGAUUCUGUCUUUAGGGAUAGCCUUGAUUUGGCAUUUAAAUACUUCACCUCUUCUACCCUGACUGUACGACUGGCUGGUCUGAGCCAAAUAGCUGUAAGUCAUCAAGCUGUUUUAAUAAUCUGCCUUAGUGUAAUUAUGCUAUGUUUAUAACUACACUGUAAAUUGUCUGAAUUAAAAGUAGAAAUGUACAGCAAAAAUAAACCAAUCCCAAUGCUUGGUCGCAUGUGUUGUGAAUGGUUUUCCUCCUCUACUUUCAACUCCAUCAAUCUAGUUUUUUCACCAGAUAGCUACAAUUGGCGACAAAAUGAGUUGAGACACUUGGCCCUAAAGGGGCUUUUUGGCAUUUUCUUGACGUCAAAAGAGGAAAAUAUAGCUUUUCCUCCCCUAUCCCCUCCAUUGAAUGUUGUGCCACUGUUCGAGCUACGUUUAGAAAACAACAAACACCCGAACUUUGAAUGGAGGGUACAGGGGCGGGGUGUAGAUUGUUAUGUUCUCUGAAGUUACCCUAUUUGUGUACAGUGUCUCAACAAUUUUGUCGAUGAUUGUAGCUACAAAGCCAACAGUAAACAAAGCUUGGCCACUUCUUUCACCACAUGAUAAUGCUCUGCUUCUGAUUUCCACUGUGGCUCUAACUCUGACGCUAGUGAAAGGAAACUUAGCUUUCAGUGGUCCCCCUGCAUUUUAUUCUUUCAGAAUCAGGUUCACAUGUUCAUGGAUCUCUUCCAAACAGACCCAGCAGCUGAAGUUGAUAGACAAUGGUAUAGUUGUUUCCUUUUUUGUUAAGUUACUUUCACCCAGUAGCUUUAGGAUUAUUGUUUUAAGGACCUUAAUCCGUCAAAAAUCAUGCAUUUAUAGUUUCUGUUAAAUUAGAUAAUUAUUAAUUAAUAUCUUUGGCCCUCAAACCAUUAUUUUACUUGAUUGCUUCUAAUGUCUGAGAAUUGAUAUUGCUUUUGCAUUAUUUUUUCCCCAUUACACCUGAACUAGGAGUAUUCCCGCUUGCCAGUGUUUUAUAAUCAUUGUUGUUUCGUUUUGAUUAAAAAAGUUGUAGAAAAUUGAACAUGAAGGAGUGUUAUAUCACACACCCAGAAACAUGGGUUGAAAAAUAAGUACAUACAUUUAUGUAAAAAGCUCCCAGACAUCACAAGUCUGGCUUCUUGCAUGUUACUGGAUAUUGUUGAAACACUUUUUUUGUGUGUUAAAGAUAGCUUCUCAAAAGGAUUCAUAAUCCUUGAAGAAAGUUGAGGCAAAAGUUAACAAAAUCUUGUGUCUUCAUGUAUUAAGACUACACACCCAAGUGUCCUUCAUGGAAUUUAUUUGUUUUUUUUCGUUUCUGGUUAAAACAUAUGAGUUUGAGAAGCUGCAAACAUUAUCUUGAUGAGAAUAAUAUUUGAACAGUCAAUAAUAACAUAAUAUGUUAUUUUUUCAGCUUGUGCACUGAACUCUCCCAGUGGUUAAUUGAGAACAAACUUGUUGAACAUUUGUUUGGUCCUAAUCUACAUGUUGAGGUGAUAUGAUAAUAUUCUUCCAUCAUUUACAUUAUAAAAUUUGCUUGAUACAAAGAAUCAUCCAGCUAACCUUGUUAUUUUGUUUACACAUAUUUUGCUGUUGUUUUGCAGCUUAUUAAACAAUCUCAAAUCAUAUUGAACUAUCUGGCACGCGAAACUUGUCUCACUACCUCCCACCUUGACUGUAUGUGGCUUGCUGCACAGGUACUGAAUUUUAUUCUUUCUGAAAUAACUAAUAUUUGUCUGUUAUUCAAGGGUCAUCCCCUUUUUCUUGGAAAACCAUUUUGAAAGUUUUUGGUCCAAUUUGAAAGAUGGAAUUUUUGUGGAAUUUGUGGAGCCUUGUCAAAGAGUUUCAUAUUCAGAAUGUUUUUUAAAUUGUAAGGUUGCAGUGUUUAAAAACAAAUAAGUUAAUAAAUAAAUAAAUAUUUAAAUAUAUUUUUUACUAGAUAAAUAGAAAAAUAAGUAAAAAAUAAAUAAGAGUGUAUGUAAAAUAUUUUAAGAGAUGAAAUGAGGGGCUCUAAAUCUACAUGUAUUAAAACAUGGCUAUUACUAUAUUACUGGCUAUUUUUUUGAACUGAAAAAAAAAAAGCAUUCAUUAAACAAAUACAAGUUUAUUUUAAGGGUUGGAACAAAUACAUUGUACAUGCAGUAACUGGUUUCCUUUGAUUGGUUUACAGCUGAAGCAUGCAAGCCGUUAUGUUCAUGACUUGCUAACAGUUCUCACAAAACACAUGGACAUGCCCUCUAUUCUGUACCUUCUUGAUCUUGUGUCUAAACUGCCGCCUACAGCACACACUCGACAGACCCUUUACCUGGCAUCUGUGCUGAUCAGAAUUGUGUGGAGAGCAGGACUCACCUCUGCAGUCGCUGAGGCUGGUCCUUCUGUGCACACUACCAGCCCUGUGCAUGGACCAUUGACAUCAGGUUAGAAUUUUAGCUGACAGCAUUUAAUAGAGAUGAACAGGAUUUGAAAGUUAAUUUUACUGUGCUUCUUAAUAAUAUAGGUGUCCAUUUUACACACUGUAAUGGUCAACAACAAGAACCAAACAGUGUAUGUUCCAGGUUUUUGUCUACAGAUUCAAUGUGAAUUGAACAUUGAUUGGACUGCAAGUUGCAUGUUUGUCUAUUGAGUCCUAAGACUCACAACAGUCUGUUGCUUUGUUGAUCAGUUUGCUUUGUAUUUUAGGAAGUACUAGAGCUGCAGUAGCUUCAGCAAUGCAGAGGAAAUACCACAGAACAGCAAGCCUUAGCCAGAGCAGCAGUAGGAGUGGCAGCUUGAGUGACAUCAGCUGUGAUGGAGAACAGCUUGAUAUGGAUGAGUCACCCAUGCCUCGGCAUCAAAAAUACACACAGUAUGUAUAGCUCAUUAUGGGUCUUUUUGUAGGGGCAUUGUAAAAUUUAGCAUACAUUUUGUUAUUGCAGGGUAAAGACAAUGAAAUGAAGAAAAGGACCAAAAUUGUUGUUGCCAGUUUUUUUUUAUGAGUAAAGCACACAAAUAUGCAUUAUUGAACAAGCUUCCUCAGUCAAGAUGGCUGCAUAUUUGCUAAGUGCUUUUUGCUUAAAUAUCUAAGAUGAAGUUGAGGUCCCUUAACACAUGUACACAAAGAACAAGGUUGCUUGACUGAAUAAGCUUGGUUAUUAAAGUAUUUUAUGGUGAAAAUAAAAUCUUUUCUUGCAUGAUGAAGUGGGCAGCCCAGUCGUAAUGUAUUGAAAUAAUACGCAGGAUAACAAGAGUAGCAGACAGCAGAGACCUAAACUAGUUCAGUUUUAAGUUAAUUUUAUUUAACCUAAGUGUUGAGUGGGCAGCAAAAUUAAUAUUCCACUGGAAGCAACAAUUGCUGGCUGCUGGCUCAUUUAGAUCAUUUUGACUUAGCGGAGUGGCCAAGAUAUACCUUAGCAUGUUCCAGGCCCUCAGAUAGUAGGGAUGAUGCGUAUUAGUGAAUGCAUGUGAAAAUAUGAGUACCUAAUCUGGGAAAAAGGGGCAGUGGCGGGAAAAAGGGAGGGAGGGCCUGUGAUCAUUUCUUUUACAACCCUCUUCCGUCCAUUUUUGUUACAUCUGGACACAGCGGUCAAACUGUCAAAAUUUUAAUUUGUUUUAAUCAUUCUCACAUUUCCCGAGCCGGUAUCUCACGCUACUUGAACUCCACAAAUUUGAGAAGUUUCAUGUGUGCCAAUUACGGCUCUGAAAUAGCGUCUGUGAAUCUCGUAACCCAUCAUUCCAAGAAAAGAAAGCUUUAAUCUUCAUACACACUUCAUUGAAACUAUCACUAUCUAACUAUUGUGUUUUACAAGUUGUUUAGUGAUAUUUUACUUCCGCUGCUCUUCCUUUCCCCAGUUUUUUCCCAUUUUAUUUUCUUGUUCGUGCUUUCUCAAUUGGGUGGACCCAGCUAUCUUGGAGCCUAGAACAGGCGUGAUGUGCCCAUCUUUCCUGUUUGAGUAGGCCUAUCAUUUUGCCCACUUUUGGAACCAGCUCCAUUACAAAGCCUAAUGAUAGAUUUAUUACUGUUAACAUAAUAAUAACCAACCUUUGUAUUUGUCUGUAGUCUGUCAUCUCAAGGGAGUGCAGAUAUGGAAACAGAGGAACUGCCUCAUCCUCCUGACCUCAGCCAAUCGUUCCCCUGGCCAGGCUGAGGAUUACUCCAGCCAAGAGAAAACAGGUGGAGAGGAAGCUGAUAUUGACAGCACCAGCUGCACUAACAGUCGAGGUAGCUCACUCUCAGAUAGGCAGGACCUGGAUGAGUUUGACACAGAAGGUGUGGAGGAUGAACUGACUCAGCUAAAGACAGUGGCUGCUCUGCGUGUCAUGCAGGAUGAAGAGGGUGAACGAGAGAGGAGCCUAGGUUUUGAUUUGAACUCAGUUUGUGAGGAAGGGAAGACACUGCUGUGGGACUUGAUUCAAGAUGAUAAUGCUGUAAGUACAUGAUGUUUUGCGCAGUGGGAUCAAGUUGGAUUCAUCAUUUGUCAGGACACAUUUUGCAAGUUUAUACUGUCACUCCAAUGCAGCAAGUUUUUUGGGGGCCCCUUUUUGGAGCUGUUGAUAUUAUCAGGGGAAUUUUUUUGGCAGUCCCUUAACCCAUUCGCUUCUGGAGAUUUUGCCGAAAAACGCGUUUUGAAGCUAGUCGAGUGGUUUUCUGGUCACUGUCGUGCUAUAAAGAGCUAAAACUUACCACAAACCGGUUUACAGGUCGUACACGUGGCGGCCUUCUGAUCCAGAUGCAAAAUAUGAGCUUGCGAAGUUUGGGCAUGCGCAGAAAGCUUUCGCUUUUCUUGCCUCAUUUUUUUUUUCUCUUGCUGGGCAUUUAGUAGGCUUCAUUUUGGUGGGAAGAGUUUUUAGGAAAGCUUUUAGGAUCUUAGGAUUAGGUGAAAGGAAAGGUAGGUGGGUAAUGGAACAAGAUUUUCAUGAGGAUUUUCAGGUCCUUGUCACGUGGUUUUUUGCUUCUUUCUCCGGUGUCCUUGACUGAAUUGUGCUCAUUCUGGUAUGGUUUGAAAGAUCUCUUCACUCUGCACAAGUUAGCGAAGAAAGUUGUCCUUGACCGUUAAAACUGAUGAUGUCACAAAGGGUAGAAAGGACCUGGAUCCGCACGGGCGGUUCAGGGGCGAAUGGGUUACCAUGCAAAUGACAAUAUUAGACAGUACAACAGACGUUAGAUAUUAUCAAAACACCCUUGCAUCGGUUUCAUACCGGUGAAUAUCUUGUCUGACAAAGUAUAAUAUGGAAGAGGAAUGAAAAGAUUGUUAAGAAAAAGAGCUGAAGAACACCAGAAGUCCUUGAAUUUAGGAGUCUGCAAUUCUGCCAUAAGUCAACAUCAACUGCUAUCAGGGCACAUGUUCCACAGAAACAUGUUGUAUGCUACCACAGUAGUUAAUUAAGAGCCCCCAAGGUCCACGGAAAGAUUAAUGAAGGAAUUAAUGUAGGAUGUUGGACGGCUCUGAUGUGUACCCAUUCCCACUCUGACAGGAGGUGAAAAUUGGGCACUCAUAACGAUUUGAUGUUUUCCCCGUUGCCUCAAGUUCCCAGUGUCAGGGUUGCUUUAUAAUCUUGUGAUCCCCAGAGGCUAAGGUGAUACUGUGGACAAGUUGGGCAGGUGCUGGCAAAAAUUAUUUUCAUCUAAAUUUGAUUGCUCUUUCUCAAUAGCCUUUAUCUGUGUUUCUUACUACAGGAUAUUAAAUAUCUUCUGAAUUUUGUGGGCAUAUUAAUUUUAGCAGGGCUUGGUUCUGGAAUUCUGUGAUAAUAAAAAUGAAUUGUUGAGUUGUUUCUUUAGAUCCAGCUGGGUGAUGGCUUGGUUCAGGAGGCAGAAAAGCUUCUCUGUCAGUUGAUUUGUUACACAGGUGAAAAGAAGAUCAGAAUGAAGUUUAUUGAAGGAUGUGUUGCUAACUUAGCAACAAACAGGUGAGGGUUGACUAAGGUUGAGGCUAUUUAGCUAUUUCAUUUCACCAUUUUUUAGCUGUUUCUAAACUGGAAAACAAUUGUGGGAGGUUGCUGUCUGUCAUCAUUUAAACAAUUUAAUACCAUUGAAUCCCAGUAACUUGGGGAAAAAAAUCAGUUCAAAUUUGCAGGGCUCAAAUUAUCACAGUCAAUUGAUUAUUCAAUUUGCCUUGCUAGCAAUUGAUAAUUCACUGAUUUUCCAGCACUUGUACCUAGUGUAACUCAUCUCAUCAAAUCUGCAGCAUUGUAUGCAUUCAUACGAUAAUACAGUACUGUGAAAUGUCUAACUCAGUUGCGCUCAAUGUAUGUCUGCUUAUGUCAAGGCUGUGCUCUAAGGAAAAUUGAAGGGAGCCCAGUGCUUUGAACCUGUAAAAUUUAGGGUGCCCAGCAUAUGAUUUGUAUGAAAAAUCUGAGAUUUUCUAGUCGCCCAAGAGCAAAAGUCAUGCUUGAUGUACAUUUGCUUAUGUCAUUCGUGUUGUUACAUUUUUUCUAGCUUUUAAUGUCUAACUCGAUUUUUGAAUGCAUUACCACACAAUAGACCCCUUCGAAAGUAGCUUAUUUAAAAAUCCAAGUGUACAACCACUGCCUUUUCUCUUCUCCUUCUUUCUUAUUCCUCUUUCUCUUGCCUUAUUAGAUGCAAAUUUCACUAGAUUUGUUUCCAGAAAUCUCGCUAGAUGUUUCCAAAGAAUUUUGCCAGUCUUUCAAAGUGUGGCACUGUGGACUGACAAACGGUGUUUUUAGGUCAUUUGGCCUCAAUUCAGCUAGUUCUGCAGAAUCAUGUAGCUGGAUUUUGCGAAACAUUAUCACCAAGUAGAGAUAUUCCAUCAAGCCUUGUAUUUUUCAACGGAAAAAUAUUUCCAAAGUAGUGAAUAUUAAAAAUGCAUUUAUGUCCAGGAACGCGCACAAAUAUGAAAAUGUGCCUAUAACACCAAACUGAUGUUGACCGAUAACCAAGAUAGUGCUCUUUGUUGUUAACCAUGUGAAGUUUCAGCUAUCUGCUAUGUUUUUGAAAUGAAGACUUUGCUGUAAAAAUAGCUGUUUGCUCUUUUGCUGUUCUCAUUAGGUCAGUGGUGAUGUCCAUUCAGUUGCUUCCUAAACUGUUCAGUUCCUUCCAGCAGUUUGUUGCCACUGGACACGGCCCUCACUGGGUCACAAUGUGGGCCAACAGAGACCUCAACAUGAUGGAGCUGUUCUUCAACAAUAUAGUACACUUUGUGGAAAGCUUAUGCAAGGAGGAUGUUGAGUGCAACUCGCUUUAUAGUCCCUUGGAGGAAGUCCAGGCCAGACUCCAGUUUUUGUCAUCUGUGUUCUCAUGUGAACUGUCCCAGCAGGAUUUCAGUGAGUUUACUAUGAUCAUGUAGCCUCUAAGAGUGUUACAACCUUAACCUAGACCAUUGGUCAGAGCUUUUCAUACAUUUGUUGGCUACUCACAGCUUUACUUUUCAAACUAAUGAGACUACCAUUCAGUUGGCUUGGUCCCUAACAAAUAUAAGUCAAACAGGAUUAAGGUAAAGACUUCUGUCAGAGUCCAACUUACUAUAACUUAAUUUUACAAACUGCAUAUUCCUGCCAUUAUCAAGCUUUGCUGACCCCAGCUUUCAAGAAAAAAAAAAGCUUGUCAUAGAGAACAUGAAUGCCCUUUGUACCUAUUGUGUGAUUUCAUAGUUCAUCAGAAUGGUUUGUUUGACAGAAUUGAGUGCAAGUCAAGUUGAUGUCUUGUGGCAGUGCUUAGUUUGCAACUCUGAUUGUUCUGACGAUACACUGGAGUGGUUUUUACAGCAAGCACAAAGUAAAGAGUUUCACGCCUUAGAUGCAUCUGCUCUACAGUACAUCUACACUGAAAAGGUGCCGAAUAGCGUUCUGACACAACUAAAAUGGCUAUGAAGAUAAUUUGGAUCAAGUUAGGUUUUUCGGAAACUGCCCACCCACCCCUCCCCUGAGCUAACAUUAACACUAAGGACAAAAUGAUGGCUUAGGGGAGGGGUAGGUGGGCAGUAUCCCAGAAACCCAAAUUGAUCUGAUAAUUUCAGUUAGCCCAUUUAAAUACUUACCUGUUUCAAUUACAAUGGUUCCAAAUGUCUUGUAAGAGUUUCAAGUGUGUUGCCUACAUUUAUUUUUGAGUUUUUUGGUUAUUUUUUACUCUUUUAGUGGUAAGAGAGAUACCAUGUAAUACCCAUUUGCUAGCCUGUGAGCCCAUGACAGCUUUUGCCCCUCCUGCUUGUAAUGGCAAUGAAACUGCUUGUCCUGAAGUAACUCAGUUAUAAACAAGGCAAUGGAGGUCACUAACUAGCACUGUUUUAAGAUCUUGGAUGUAACUUACUUUGAUAUAUUUUAAUGCAAGUGUCAUGUCCACUAUCACUGUUGACAGGAAUGAAAAAAAGAGAUCACUUUUUACAACUGACCAGUGGCAUGACUCUUAAGUUGACAGUUGGGUUUUAAUGCUUUGCAGCUCCCAUCACUUCCCCCUGAAAAAUGUUCCAUGACAGGCCUUCAUCUCCUUCAGCAACUAUACAAGCUCUUCAAAUACUCCGAUGUCAAGCCCUGUGAUCCUACUAAGGUAACUGCAUCUUUAAGCGAUUCUAUGAUGUCUUGCAGUUUAUAAAGAGAGUGAGGCAAGAUGCCGUGGUUGAAAUGCAUUUAUCAUUCCCUUUGAUGCUUGUCCAGAAUGAUAAAUGCACACCUUCUAAAAAUGUUUACACAAUGAUACUUACCCAGUGUUGUUUUUUGUUGUUACCCUGUCUCUUCUGCUGGUAUUUCAUUUGAAAUUGCACAUGUUCUGCCGGCUUAACUUUUGUUGUUUCUUUCUUCUAUUUGCAUUUCAAGAUAGCUGCCAAACAAUCUGUAUUUCUGAGAAACAAACAAUCUAAUGGGCAUGAAAUUUGUCAAAUUUAGUAACUUCUGAAGCUUUUCUUGUAAAUGACCAGUUUUGUUAUUCAAUCAUGGCAAAUCUCCACUGAGUACUACUUCUUCCGUCCGUGUUCUUUCAUUUUAUAAGCUUCUUUUGUGUGAGUGCCAGCAGCCUUCCAGCUGUAUAAUUUUGAGGUUUAUAAUCAUUUCUCCUACCUACAGUUGUGUGGUAUAGACCAGUUAUGGAACAUCGCUGUACAGGCCAAGUCAACAGAGGUCAGCUGGGCAGCCAUCACCUACCUGAAUUCUCUUUACAUCAAUGGUAACCACAGUUUACUCAUUACUGUUUAAUCAUAUGCCCACUUCUGAUGAAGUAAACCAUGUUGAGUCAUGUUCUUGAAACUAAAGAUACAUGCAAGAACAGCCAGAUUACAUAUAAAUUGUUGGCUGUUGCAGAAUAAUUUUAGUAGCUUCAUUCCCUUAUCAGCAAUAGUAAGCCCUACUUCCUUGGCUUUUUGCAAGAUGAUUAACAUGUACGUCUUCUCAUGGUAUAUGUUUUGAUCUGGGUAUAUGCACUUGACCAUUUUAAGUCAUCUGCUAUUUAAAAUGUGAGAUUUAGAAAACUUACUGAGUAAGUCUUUUAGGCAGUCUAUUGCAUGACAAGUAGGAGGGCAGCACCUAUUCAUAUAAAAUGAUUUUACUUUUCAGCUAACGGUGGAGCACUGAAGUUUGAAGAUGAAUUUAUCGGUAGAUGCAUGACAAUCAUUGGAAGCGCUUCUCAACAUCUGAACGUGGUAUAGUAUUAGUUGUCCUUCAUUAACGUGUCGUUGUUAUUCAUAUUUGUAUGAAGGUGGGUCAUGUUUAAAUAAUAAGCGGCAGAUUAUGAAGUAAACUAAAUCAUGUGUAGUAUGUAUGCAUAAAAACAAAAGGGGGCAUAAUCUAUAACCAUUGUUUUGCCAGCUGAAAAAUGCAGAUUAUACGUAGGUCAAAUAAUGUAAGACUUUGGCAUGAAGUGGUUGUGCAGCAGGAUCUGUACUUAGAAUCAAUUUAUCAUGAAACUCUAGGAAACAGAGUUCCCAGUAUAGCUAACUAAUGUGCUAUUAACUUGUAUUUUAUUCCUUUUUUUUUCCUUAGGAAAAGAAUCUUCAAAUAAUGGAGAGAGGAUUGCUUCUGUUAAAAAGUCACAUUGAAAGCUUUAAAAGGAGGUUUGUGUGCUCAGCUACAUGUGGGUCAUAUUUGAACACCUUUGUGGGAAUUUGAAUCCCCGUGACAGGUCCCACACUGGAGGAAUUAUUUUAGAAGUACCCUAGAAUGUUUCCAUGCGGAAUAUUUCGAGUUAGUUUGACAACAGUGUUUCAAGUUCUAUUUUUUCGUUUGUGUGUAGUAAAAUUUUUAUGACGUUUCUGAUUCCUGUUGCAUUGUUGUGUGGCACACAAAUGGCAGUCAGUGUGUGAUAAGAGAGAAAUCGUUUUUCACCUCGUAUUACUUAUAGUUAGGGGUAGUUAGGGGCAUUGUAAUAUUAAAGAGGGAAGGUCAGAAACAGAAAACCGAAACCCAUCAGUCCUCUUGGAAAAGGUUCCAUCCACUUGUUUACUGAUUUAUAUGAAGUUGUGUGGGCAAAUAACUGGCUCUGCAAAUCUCUUUUAUUUUUUGAAAGGACAAAUGUUUUAGCAGGGCACUGUUUUAGUUGGAAAACCGUAUAGGUUGUUGGGCAUACAUUGUACAUAUUUUUGACUUGUUUUAAUUUCUUCAAGCACCUCAGCUACAAACUAAUAGUGUUAAGCACUUGAUCUUCUCGGUGACCAUGUCCUACAGGAUUUUGUUGGACUUAGGCAAAUUUCAGUCGGAUAUUGUCUGAUAACUGACUGUUGUUUUACAGUCCUGUGCGGUAACACUUGUUGAUUGUUCACUUGUGUUUUACCUUGCAGGUUUGCUUUUCAUUUGCGACUCUGGUGGCUUGAAGGACGGGGAAUCACUUGUCACCAGCAGAUUCUUCAGAGGCCUUCAGAAAAACAUUACCCAAUCAGGGUGAUGUGUCAGCCGGCUGGUCUCUCAGAUAAGGUAUUUCUUCUUUAGGUCAGGUGUGGUCAACUUACUAAUUUAGUGGAAGAACUGUACAGGAAGUAAUUGAUUUUUGCUCGGACUAAUUUGGUGGAAGGACUGUACAGGAAGUAGUUAUUGAUUGUUGCUCGGAGUCUACUUGUUGUCGUUACAUACCAACCAAAAUCUACUGUAUCUAGUUAUUGUUAUGUUUUACCAUUUGGGUUUACCAUCUCCCUAACAUUAUUCCAACAUCCACACUAGUACUUCACACUGCUUAUUUACCUAUGUCAUUAUUUUCUCUGAAUUGUUUUCUUUGAUGAUUUAGGGUACAUUUGAGAUGAAUUCUUCAGAUCUUGUAGCUGAUCUUCGAGCAGAAGUGACAUUUUGGUGUAAACAGCUGCAGGAAAAGUUAAAGAAGGAAAGUCGACUAGGAGAUGGUUCAACUCAGCAUGCACCCCUCGCACCCUUCUCGCCUCAACUCCGUCCACCUUUUAGACUCAUAUCUCAGGGGCAUGAACUUACCCCUGACUUAGAUGAAAAGAGUCUUGCUGAAGUGGGCUUUAAAGACUUACAGGUACCACUGGUUCUUGAAUAACUACUCGAAAACGUUCACAUGACUUCAAAAUACCCAACAGUUUAAGUCACGUAUUGUUAAUUUAAAUAAUAUACUUUGUUGAAUGCCGUGGGAAAAUGCAGACUUUGCAAUAAUGUUAAUGUUCACACAGAAGUAUGAGAUUUACACCCCUCGAAACAGGUAAAAGACAACGAACUUAAAAGAACUCCUUCAAAAAGUGUUGCUAAGUGGGUUGUAUCUGCGUUUUGUCGGUUUAGGGUGACUUUUCCAUCACUUCAAUUGUUUGCGAUCUUUUUGACAUCAAUUAGAACUUUUUAAAAAAACUUUUGUUCAAAAGUUUUCUUCUAACUGCGUGUUCUAAAGAAUGUGUGUUGGAUUAUACUGAAACUAUUGAAAUGACAAUUCCCCAACGCGCCACUUGUCUGUUGCGUGUCUUUGUACGAAGGUCUGAAAAUGGUAGCUGGGUAAUGGGAAGAACGUUACCCUUUUUCUGCUAUGAUUUGCGCAACAUGAAUGUGAAAUAGAUGUUGAACGAAGGUUGAAACUGUCUCAGUGGGUCUUUGGAUGCUCUUUCAGAUAGAUUUUGUUACAAUAUUUUAGUGCAGGCCAUUAUAGUUCAUUUGUAGUUAGCUGCUUUGGAAAGGCGUCGUUGAAAAGGAAACUUACUGUACAGUCAGAGUCUGACAGUGUAGAUGCCGUGGGUAAAUUUGACUAGUAUUCAACCUGCAAGGGUUAGCUUUUUGUUAGGGGUCUUAUCCUGGAAAUCUAGAAAGAAUACUGGUGCAACGUGAUUGUUUCUUCUGUUUUACAGCUGGUUUUUGUGUCCGUCGGAGCUGUGAGGAAAGAGAGACAUCAUGACAGUGGCUUUAUUCCCUCCUCGUCUCUUCCAACACCCGAGUGGGAAUCUACACCUAUGAUUAUUCUCCUACAAGAACAAUACUUUGAACAACUGUUUGGCUUCUUGGAAGCUUUAGAUAAGUUUGUGACCUCAAGAAGUAACACGGCAAAUAUUUCAAUUCCUGAUCCAUCAACAACACCAGAAAUGUCGCAAGAGACAGUUACUGCUGGAAAGGUCUCGGAAUCGGCUUUUCAUAGUACCAAAGUACCUUUGCUUCCACUGAUGGAAAGUCGGUUUGAAUUUCUCUGUGGGAUUACUUGGGAACUUUUAUUUCUUUUACCUACAAACCAGUCAAUUUUAAACAAACUGAGAUAUUUUGAUAAAGGUUUGACGACAGACUCGAAAGGUGUAGAGAGUGAAAGUUACUCGGAUCAGAGAACAGACGAGAGAGGUCAAUCAAAGGGUAGUAUAUGGGAAUCAUUAUUGGACCCAAACUUUCCCCACAAACUGUUGUAUUCUCUUCAAGUUAUAGACUUGAUACAUAACUCGUCAAAGGAGACUCAAACGCAGUCUUCACCAACUUAUUCUAGGCUUAGUAGUGAUUCUGAAAUCUCAGAUAAUGACGAAGAGAAAGAGGUUGCGGCGCCACAGACCGCUGCUCCCUCUUGGGGAUCUAAUUUUAUUGAAUUGGGGGGACUUGAACACUUGUAUCGAAUCCUAAUGUCAGGCUGUUUGGAAACCAAAGGAAGCUCGUUUUGGACUCAGUGGCAUCAGGAAUGUCUCGCGCACUCGUUAAAACUUAUUUGCGAGUUUGGAACAAUGAAACUUAACAAAGACGAUGAUGAUGAUGUUUUUGCGUCAUCAGAAAGUGAGAUAAAGAAGUUACAAAUUCAGAGGAAAGAUGGCCAGUUUCGUGUAAGAUACAAAAGUACUGACAAAGAGGAGGUUAUAUGCAUCAAAUGCUUGUCCUCCAAUCUUAUGUCCAUUCUGAAUGUGAACUCACUGCUAGAGAAACUUCUUCACAUUUCUUAUCAAGCAACAUUGCCUAUUCAUGGUGGUCAAAGCAGAGCUAGUGGAGAUGGUAAGUGUUUUUGGUCUUGUCCUGUAUUUUUAUCCAGAUGGGUGUGGACGGGGCCUUCGGGGGUACUUUCUUAUAAGAGGCUAAUGGGGAUGUGCUUCUGGAUGGGGUUGCGUUUUCCAUUUUCAGUAGAGUUGGGGUAAGAACGUUCUUCACACUUACGGUUAGCAAACGUACCAGAAUGUUUGUGCUGUAGGUUAAAGUAAAGUGUUCUUCAUUCAUUUUAAAAAAUGUGUCAAUUCAUUUUAGGAUGAUCUAUAUAAAGGGUUGAUAAAUCGUAGAUACAUUAAUAGAAAGUGACUAAGUUGGGAUCGCGAAAUCUACAUUUGCCCAAAAGUGACUAAGAUGGGGUCUAUAAUGGGCCAUUGAAUAGACUACAAUGGGGUAGGGGCUCUGAGAGGCCGGCGGCACAUACCCAGCAAUAAUUAACCCAAGGACUCCCCCCCUCCCCGGGGGGCAUUAAGGAGGGCCUUAAACCGCUCUGGAGAGCGGUUUUAAAACAAUGCGAUUUCGGUGUCCGGAUUCUCUGGUUUCGUGUGGACGGAAGGCGCAUUCGUGUUAAAAAAAAGUAUUCAGACUCAAAAAUAUCGGGAUUCGUAUGGGCGUCGCCUUAGCCAGACACAGUUCCUUUCAUGAAACAGAAAUUAUCCAAAGCUCGGUUUCAGUAAUAACCAGUGGCGGAUCCAGGGGGGCCCGGCCCGACCCCCCCACGACCAUAAUUUUUGACCAAACUGAGGCCCCAAGAGCCGAAUUUUUUUUUUUGGAGGCCGGCCCCCUCCCCCCUCCUUUAUCUCAGGGUCAGGAGGACCGGGUCUCUCCCUUAUCUGAAGGUUUGGUGUGGAUUUACCGAGCACUUUACGACUUACGCUUAUUGCUACUCAUUUCUUCAUUUCCUGUUUAUUACUGUCUUGUCAAGUUGUUCAUCACGCUGUGUCCCUGCUUGUGUCUGCUGCCUUUACUGAUGGGACUGUAAGAAGCUCCCUUCUCCAACAAAGCAACUUCAAACCCUGGCUCCAACAGCUGGUGCUUUUAGCCAAAGAGGUAACACUUACAUUGUUUGCUCGUCGAAAAACGUGUGAAAUCGUCCGCCAGAGCUACCAUGCCGUCUGCUGUCCCUUUUUCGGCCGAUUGUCAAUGCGAUGAACUUCAAUGAUUCUGAUAGCGGUGAAUGUCAUACAAAUUUCAUUGGAGGGGAACGUUAAAUAUAUUUUAUGAAUAAUGAUGCAAUGUAUUACUGCUUAUUAUGUCUAGCUCAUAACCUUUUCCCUCCCAAAAGAGCCGAAAGUUUAAUUCAUCAGAAUUUCCUAAUUUGAUAUUCUGAAAUGCUGGAAAUAGAUAGUAUUUUGUCGAGGAAAGGUUUGGCGUUCAUAGUUGCUGAGGCUUUAGGGUGAUGUGACGUUAUUUUUAUUGUCAAAAUCACGGCCAUGUAACUAACAAAGUCAGUUCGCUUGUGUUAUUGCAUUCGGAUUAUAACUAACAUUUUCAUGCAAAUUCAGUUGACGAAGUUGUGCUUCUUUUCACCUCUCUCUUUUUUUUCAGCCAAGUGUGAGAUUUGAAGCCUGCCGUGGACUCUACCGGCUGAGCCUGAUAAAAGAAAACUCCUGCCUGAUACAGCUCAUGGAUGCCUUGCUGGAUUCUCUUCCGUUAGCACAAUCUCUUCAAUCGAAAGAAACUUCUCGAGGAAGAAGGCAAGAGCCGAAUGCACGAGAGUACUUUUCAAUACUCUGUAGGCUUGUGGAUGGUUUACCAACAGCGGAGGGGGGUGAAAAGGUACAAUUGAUGUAAUAUAUCAAGCAUGCAUCGCAGUACUUGAUCUCCAGAUGAAACACCGAGAAGAGAGUUGAAAAUGCGACUCGCAGCGGAGUAUUUUUGACAAACUUCGAGGUGUUUCAUCUGGUAAUGAAACACUGUGUCGAAUGCUCGAUAUUACUUCUCAAACAAAAGGAUUUUAGAUGGAGAAAUUAAGGGUGCAAAAAUGAGCAGUCUUUUUUAUCUGAUUUUCAAACACUGAUGAAACAUUAAUUUUCUUUGUAUUUUCUUUAUGAAUAAUUUGUGAGUUUGAGUAAUUGUAGGGAAAGACAUAGCUUGAGAAAGCAGCCGACAUUUCCCGACGUCACCUCUCGUUUCCCCACGAAAUUGAAUCUGAGGAACGAGAGCAGAAAUUCCAUACCGAUGACGUGUCACUAGCCAGAUCUGGGUUCUCAUUGGUUGAAGCAAAUUUCACUCGCGGAUCGACCAAUCAGAAGCACCGUCCAGAUCUGGGUUGUGACACGUCAUCAGUAUGGAAUUUUAUGGGCUCGUUCCUCAAACGUCAUUUUGCGGGAAACCAGCGGUGGCGUCGUUUAAUGUCGGUAGAGUUGACUUUGAUUUUUUAGAGUUUGGUUAUUUAGCCUUUAAUCUGCUCUUUUUCUUAUCAGGACCAUGAUGUUGACCUGGAUUGUUUAGCCAAAUUGCUUGCUAGUUAUAUAAGAAGCAUGUAAGUAGUAUUUUCAGUUAUGUUUUAAAUGUGACUAACUUGUAAUUUCGGCACGGUUAACCUCGACACAUCACUAGAGGGUCAGCGGUUGAGCUCCAGGCAGGCAGGGGCGUGCGGGGUGGCCACCUGGUCUGCAGGGGCUUAAAUGUGGAUGCAUAUCUCUGGUCUGCCUUGCUUUGCUCUGCUGAUCUUUCCGGAUCAUUGCAAUUCACGACCUGUGAUAUCUGCUGGUUUCCGCUCCCACUCUUCCCACCCCUGAAUAGGUAAGUAUGCGUUGUGGUAAGUAUUCCACUGAACUCUUUCAGUGCGACGGUACCCGGUGGUUGGCGCUGGCUUGGUUGCCAUGGUUACCUUCAAGACAUUGCUCCCCUUUUGCGCUACAGGUCCUUCCACCUUUAAGGCACCCGCUCCACAGCUCAUCUUGCCGAUGACAAGAUAGUAAACUCGUGGAACCUGUACUUUGUUUAACUCAUGUAGUGAUCAUACCUUUUUUUACAGCCAACCCAGCACCAAACAGCCAUAUGGAAGCUAUGAAAAUGAAGGUCUGAGUGGCAUGUUAAAGCUGUGUACGGCUGUUAUGAGACACGAUCCUUCGUUCAAGAUGUCUCCAGCAGGGCUGGUUAGUGACCCGUGUAAUCAUAAUAUAUAGAUUUAGCCAGGGCUAAAAGCGACGCUAUCGUUACUAUACUUAUAAUCUAGUCACAAAAAAAUAAAAUCGUGUAAUGCGAAACGGCGAAGGCAUUGAGAACGGCAAAAAAAAAAAACAAACAAACAAACAAGAAAAAGGAAAAGAAGAAAAAAAAAGGAACAACAACAACAACAAUAGGCCUAAUUAGCAAAAAAACAACAUUUUACAUUUUGCAGACAAAUGUGCUCAAAAAUAAAUAAAAACUUACUAAUUUUUCGUAUGAUAUAUAAGUGGAAGAGGGUUGCUUAUCCACUACCUCCUAAAAGUGUCAGGAAAAUUUUGAUGACAUCACUCGCGCGUUUCCUCGGCAGUUCACCUUAUUGACUAUCUCAGCCAUUCAUCUUUCCAUUUCCUGUGAGUAUAUAUGCAGAACCCCACACGUCCUUGCUUUCCAGCCUUCAAAUGGGUCACCCAAAGAAAGUACAAUGCAAUUUAGAAUUAAAACCUACUUUUCCAUUCAGUUUGCAGUUCAAAUAUAAAGCAUAAAAUACAGGGACGUGUUAACUUUGUGAUCACGACUCAGUGUGUUUUCUUUUUUCUUUGUUUUCAGGAAUUUCUGCGUGAUGUAUUCCAUUCCUGUUUGUUUUCGCUUCCAGAGGACUGUUGUGAUCAGAGAGAUUUACCUCUCUGCAAAUCCAAGGUACUGUUCUGAGCAAAAUUAAGGUUUUAAAAAGCAAAAAAAAAAACAACAACAAACAAACAAACAAACAAAACAAAACGAAAUAAAUAAUUAAAAAAAAAAAACGGAGACCAUUGACUGACGUGGACCAGUGUGCACCAAUCUGAGAAAUGUUUUAGUUGCUUAGCAGAAUGACUUACGAAGGAGCCGAACUUUUAGAGUUCGUUAAAUUUUACUCUUUUCUGGCGUUUUGAGUGAGACAAAAUUGUGAAAAAGCAACAAUGUACAGCAUGUAGAGGAAUACCGAUUUAACGGUGGUUCUUUUUUAUUCAUCUUUGUUUAUUAUUUUGUGUUAUUAGUUGGCCAGGAGUGCUGCAUUUGAUCUUCUCUUGGAGAUGGCUAGAGGCUGCAAAGAAAACUUCCUUGAAAUUCAGAAAUUGUUGUUGAAACAUCAUAGUGCUGGUGAGAGAUUGCUACCUUGCGUUACUCGCGUUACUAGUGUACAGCUCUGAAUACGCUGGUCUUUUAAGUCAUAACUUCACAAAAUGACAAUUUCCGUCUGUUUCAUACAGGGCGAAAAAUGUAAACAAGGAUUGGCCUAUAGCCUUCUUUAUUGUUUUUAAGGGUGUUACUUUAUUUUUACAUAGAUGGUAAAAAGAAGUCCUCUUAUGGCUGGCACUAUUGGCCUCAUGACAAUGGCCGUUCGCCGUGUGGGCUGGUUGGGAUGAUCAAUUUAGGAGCCACCUGUUACAUGGCCUCUUGUAUGCAACAGCUUUACAUGAUGCCUCAAGCCAGGGCUGCCAUUCUUAACUCAAGGGUUUGUAGUCUUUCAUUGAUUUACAAGUAAGAAAGUACAUUGUUGUAUUGAAGCAUACGUGAGCGCUCCCUCUCGUUCUCAAUUGAAAUCAAUGAUGCAUGUUCAACAAUUAAUAAGUAAGAUAACCCUUGAUUCACAUCCGCUUACUAUUGAAGUGCCGAUGCCCACGAUUUUGUGCCCUCCUACCUUGUCUGAUGUUGACUCUUUGUGGCCAACCAUAGCAUACACUUGUUUUCUUUUGAACGUUUUAAAAUGUGCUUUAUCAACGUAAUUGAGUCAUUAAUUUUAUUUAUGGGAGGAAUGGAAUCCCGGGUUUAUAGGUGCUCAGCUACUUUUGUUUAGGACUUACAAUGUCUUAGCGCAAACAGUCUUAAUGAAGAGCACCUUAAACGUUCCAUGUUUUCCCAAGUUCCUAUAUACGUUAUUCAAAUAAUGUUCUACAGGUUCUCCUAGUACAUGCUUUCAUGCCUUGCUCUAAAGGCCAUUCUUCAGUAACUUUCUCCUUGUUCACUUCUCAGAUCAGCAGUGAUGUAAAACACGAGGUUCUCUUGCGUGAAAUGCAAAGAAUGUUCUGCUUUUUAAUGGUUAGUCCUUUAUUUGGUCGUUUAAUCAAAACUACUUUCAAAUCCAGAGUGUCCAUGAACAACGUUCUCGUUUUCGUAGCCCGGUUAGUAACGUCUGCGAACAGCGGCGAGGCCCUUGUUCUGGGCCCUCGACGGACUCAACGAAUUACCUGAAGUGCGGUUUGAUUUCCCUUCGACCUAAUUGGCAAGUCGGCAAUGGCUUUUUUAACAGGCCAAUCAUGGCCCUUACUCAAAUCCUGGUACACAGCUGAGCUGAAGGCCCAGAACAAGGAUUUUGGCACUGGCUCGCAGACGGACUUACCAGAGGUUUGGUUUUGUCUGUGGCGAUGGCUAUAGUUGCCCGUCACCGUCGUAACAUCUUUAACUUCCCUAUUAUAGCAUUUAAGACCUUUUGACCCCUGCUUUAGUGGCUGUUACCGUCCUGGAGAGGUGGCCGAUAUAGAGAGUGUCAAAAGAAGAGCGAGUGUACGAACUGUUUGCUGGGGCAUGAAACGUGGCCCGCCAAAGUGAAAAAAUGGUCAUCAGAGGUUCGACAGAAACAUAAGGCAAUAUGUAAUGUAAGAUUUAGUUGAUAUCGGGGAUAAAAUACUAGUAUUCGAAGGGGUGUUGCAUUCAGGUUUAAACCUCGGAUCAUUUCCAAGUCGAUUUAUACUUGAAAAAACACAAGCCAAGACGCUACGAAUUUAUGGAACAUCUUGAAAACUAGAAACCUUUGUAUCUGACUAUCGUGCGUUCUUCUCUGCCUCCCAGGCCAGCGAGAGAAAGGCUUAUAACCCAAAAACAUUCUGUCGGACAUACACGAUGGAUAAACAGCCACUGAACACUGGAGAACAGAAAGACAUGACGGAAUUCUUCACUGAUCUGAUCGGCAAAAUAGAAGAAAUGUCUUCUGUACUGGUGAGAAAGCUCUGCGUUGUAAAGCCCCAUGGAAACGAACGCAACAUUGUUGGCCAACGACUCCAAACAUUAUUGGGUGUUACAUGUUGCGUCCGUUUGCACACUCUGUUGCAAAUUGUUGCGUGUUGUUGGGAGUUGUUGCUCAAAACUUGAAACUGGUCAAACUUUUGAGACAAUACCUUCCAACAUUUCUUUAGUUUCGUGAUCACCGAAGUUUAGCGCAACAAUUUUGGAUGUGCUUGCAUAGCUCUUCCAACAUUGUUGGGACCACGUAUGCGCAUUACACAUGGUCUCUUAAGUCUUAUGGGUUGUAUCCUUCCCACAAUGCUCUGCAGGUCCCAACAUUGUUGGGAGUUGUUGCAUCUGUUUGCACACCACCACUGCCAACACGCAUGCAACAACUUCGAACAUUGUUGGCGCAACAAUGUUGGGAGUUGCCGCGUUCGUUUGCACGUAGCUUAAUGAUCAGUUAGUAGAUUGUCUUGAUACUGUGAUGAGAAUUGAUGAAGGCAAGGGUAGGUGUAAGGGGAACACAGGUGGUUCAGUGGUGAGAGCACUCGCCUCCCACCAAUGUGGCCCAGGUUCAAAUUUUGACGUCGACGUCGACGUUGAUGGGUUUGGUUUGUUGUUGGUUCUCUUCCUGGUUUUUCUCCUGGUACUCCGGUUUUCCCCUCGUCUCAAAAAUCAACGCUUCCAAAUUCCUAUUUGUUCUGGAACGCAUGGACACUUUUAAGCGAGUUCUUAAGAACUUCUAACUCCCAUUGUAUUGCAAUUGCAUUACAUUCAGGUAGAUUUGAAACAUGUAUCUUUGUGACAGGCAAAUGAUCUGUGAUACUUACGAGUCACCCUUGUCUAUUAUACUACCUUAAAGCAAAGUCUUUUACUUAUUCGAAUUGAGGUGUGGGGCGGGGAAUAAAAGAGAACAGAAUAAACAAACUUUAUUAAUAUAACCCUAACUCUUUCACUCAAAAGUUAAAAUGUAUAACUUUCCCUUUUCAGAAAGUGUUGGUGAGAGAUUUGUUCUGUGGGGAAAUUAGCAACAAUGUUGUUUCACUGGUAAGAAAUCACUGACGAGAGUGCAACUUAAACUUUUCCUUUUCUAGUCUUGAUGAUAAUAAUAUUGUUGCAAAUUGACGGUCUUUUGCAACGAGGAUAAUUGCCUACAGAAUUGAGUAUUUUGAAAUACCAAACAGUAUGUUUAUUUAUCCUUUUUUUGUGUCCAUUUAGGAUUGUUCUCAUGUUAGUAAAACAAGCGAAGAGUUUUAUUCAGUCAGAUGCACUGUCGCAGACAUGAAAAGUCUUUAUGUGAGUUUGAAUUGCAAUUCGCCACCCAAGAAACGAAAGGAAAAUUGGCCGAGUGAACUUUUGGAAAGGCUUCUGGGACUGUUUUUAAGUACAAGGGAAAAAAUGGCCAAUAGCUGAGCGGCGCAUUCCUAGCAACGAUCCCAGAAGUCUUUGCGAAAGCUAACUCGGACCAGUUUCCUUCUCGGUUCUUAAGUGUUGAAUUGAAGAGUAGACCUGUAAAAAUGUUCUUGGUGUUUGCCGCACAUUUAUAUUUUUGGCGAACUACAGCGGAACAAUGCGCCAAAUUUUUCUUUUCCCUUAAGUCCCCGAAUUCAAGUCCCGCGCUAAGCGCUACAUGGAUUUGUCCUCGGUAGUCCCGAGUUCAGAUCCUCGGUCACGCUUGGAAAAUAGCCAACUUGUUCGCCUCCAGCCAGUUGGGAUUCUUAACUUUGUUAUCUUCCGUUAUGUCCCCAUACGGGGAGAGGAUAACUUAGUAUUUUUUUUAUGGGUGGGGGGAGGGGUAGGGGUGGGAGGAGGGGUGGGGGAUAAUCUGGGGGAAGCGGAAGAGUUUCUUAACAUUGAUAUGAACGUGGCUCUUUUUUUCUUCUUUUCGGUGUGAAGGAAUCCCUCGAUGAAGUGACCAUCAAAGAUACUCUAGAUGGUGACAAUAUGUACACAUGCUCUCAGUGUGGAAAGAAAGUCCGGGCAGAAAAACGGUGAGGAGCAGUUUCGUCAAGUCUAGAGUUUUUUUUCCUCUUGAGAGGUCAUGGCAAUUUCCACUCUUUCAUGUAUAGCCCAUAAAACGUAGGUAACAGGGGAAAUAUUUGACUGUCUAACUUGAGUAAAUUUAAUUCAAUUUUAUUCAAUAGUCCAAGUUUGAAAAAUAUUUUUUAAAAAAACAUUGCAAUGAAUUUUUAAAAAUGGAGUACAUUGAAGCUGUCACAAGAGAUUUCUUCUGAAAUUCACCAAAACAUUUGCUGCACAACAAUCGAAUUAUCUGGUAAAAGCUUCGAUUUAUUACCCUGUUUUCACGCGUUAAAUGUAUGUACGUACGCGAGAAAGCGUUUCUUUUGGCAUUGAGCCGAGAUUCUAUUGUCUGUUUUUGUUGUUUGUCCCAUGUUAGGGCGUGUUUUAAAGUUCUUCCUCGUAUCCUAUGCUUCAACACGAUGCGCUAUGCAUUCAACAUGGUGACCAUGAUGAAGGAGAAGGUAAACACACACUUUUCCUUUCCACUGCAACUAAAUAUGGCUCCGUACACUGAAGAUUUUCUGAUGGGAGACCAACAAGAUCAAGGUAUUGAAACAUGCAAUUUCGUCGUUUUAGUACUCGUCGUAUUAAAUGUCUUGGGGAGCAAUCUUAGCGCAGUGGUGAGAGCACUUGUCUCCCACCAGUGUGGUCCGUGUUCAGAUCCCAGCAUCGACGCCUUAUGUGGGUUGAGUUUGUUGUUUGUUCUCUUCCUUGCUCCGAGAGGUUUUUCUUCGGGUACUCCGGUUUUCCCCUCUUCUCAGAAACCAACAUUUCCAAAAAACAAUUCGACCAGGAUCAGGUAGACGAAGAACCGCGUAGAGGAUGUGCUACUUCUUCAAAUCGUUAUUUAUUAUUUAUUUGACCUUUCCAAGGUCGAUGUAAGUAUUGUUCGCCAAUUCAUGAAUUUAGACUUUUAAUUGUACUUUUGACGGUCUGGAUUUAAUUAUUUUUCAUUUAACAAAUGAAAGCCUUACAAACGUCGAUGCUGGUGACGGCAUUGUUCUUGUAGUUGUCGAACCAGUCUUAAGUAGAUUUCUAAUUGCGUCUUUCGGCAAAAUUUCCAGGGCCUUAAAUAGAUUACCUUCCAACUAAGGAGCUGUGUGUUUUGUUUUUUUCGGAGGGGUGGGGGGAAGGGAAAGGGUAGUGUGCGAUUUUGUGGCACAGUGGUGUAACCGUCCCUCUGUCGUGUAAUCGAUCCCGGGAUCGAGUCCCAGCUACGGGAUGUUGAUUUCCCCUUUAGUUGUUAUUUUUUCCCUUUUUUUCCCAUUUAUUUCCUUUUCCAAUUUUUUUCCAUUUUCCUUUCCCUUUAGCUGGGCGAGGAUCGGUGUGACGCCUAUUUGUUUUCUUGAUUGUGUUCUCUUUCGUUAGAUCCUCAGCAGGAUCUCAGUUACUGGUACCAGUUGAUUGGAGUCGUCGUUCACACGGGUACAGCAGAGGGGGGACAUUACUACAGCUUCAUCCGUGACCGCUCCUCCCCACAGGGGCGUGAUCAGUGGUUCCUGUUCAAUGACGCUGAAGUGAAGCCUUUUGAUCCUGCUCAGAUAGGUUCGGAGUGUUUUGGGGGCGAAAUGACGGUCAGUUCAACAACCGCCUGUCAAGAAGCCUGAGAAAACACCCGACAUUUUGGCACGCCACCACUUGUUUCCAAGAAAAACGACGUCUGAGGAACGAGCAUAGAAGUUCCAUGCUGAUGACGUGUCACUACCUAGAUCUGGGUAGAGCUUCUGAUUGGUUGAAACAAAUUUUCCUUGCGGCACGACCAAUCAGAAGCACUACCUAGAUCUGGAUAGUGAUACGUCAUCAGUAUGGAAUCUCUGCAGUCGUUCUUCAGACUUAAUUUCGCGGGGAAACCAGUGGUGGGGUCGCGGAAUGACGGCUGCAUUCUCAGGUUACCUGUCGUGAGUGUGUAAGCUCAACAAUCUUUCCGUUCCGUAUUUAAGAACUGUUUAGUUAAACAUGGCAUGAAAUUGUUUCGUUCAUAAAAGCUGCUUACUGUUUUUAGUUAAUUGUAAAUUUAGUGCAAAUUACAAAACAUGUUGAGAGGACAUUUCCAAGUUUCCCCGGGCCUCUGUAUCAAAACGAGGUUAAGUGCUCGGCCUUUGAUAUGGAAAUGAUUUUUCAUUCUCACAUGCAAGUAAAACAUAUUUUCACAAGAAAGGCUGUGCACUUGGCCUCAUUUUGAAAGUAAGGGUUUUUGGAACUCGGAAGUGGCCUGUUUCAUUUGAAUCCUGUGUAAAAGCCUGUAUUUCAGUUUUCUCUGUCUGUUUUUUAUAUUUUUUUAAAAAUCUGGUUUAGUUAAACAUUUUAAGUCGGUGUGAAUGGGGCAUUAGUUAUUUUUGUUUUGCAACCACGUGACGUGGCGGUGGCGGCCAUGUUGGUGAUCAAUACAAUAAAAAUUAUUUCAAAGAAUUUACUUGAAAAUGGAGUUUAGUUCUCAGAGGAUAUAAAUGUUUCUGUUCUUGACCACCAACGUGGCUGCCAUGAUUUCACGUGCAAACCAGCAAUAAUUAUGUGUAUUUUUGCUUCUCGCAUCAGACCAAGACCUACGACGCCGUGACAGAGAAGUUCAUGGACUUUUCCUUUGAGAAGACACACAGUGCUUACAUGCUGUUCUACGAACGCUGUGAUCCGAGCAAGAAAGAUCUUCUGUCUGAAACACCCAACAUUGAGUUAAAUCAAGAGCUGGCAGACUGGAUUUGGCAUGAUAACAUUCAGUUCUUGCACGACAAGCACGUCUUUGAUACAACGUACUUCAAUUUCAUGUGGCUUAUAUGCAGUAAUAUUCCGCCCUCGUUGCCAGAGUGCAAGGACGUUAUGUUGUCAAAUGUCAAAUUAGGUAGGUAUGGGGAGUGGGAGCAGAAACCGGCAGAUAUCUUAAGUCGUGAAUUCGCAAUGACCGGCAGAGAUCAGCAAAGCAAAACGGGCAAGGCUUAGUGAUGAAAUCACAUGUAAACCCAGCGUCUACCCGGCACAAGCCUGCCUGCAUGGGGUUCAAUCGCUGACCCUCUAGUGUUGUCUCUAGGUUAACCUUUACCUUCCCUAAAUUACAAUUUAGCCACGUUAAAUGCAUUUCUUGUUGCAGGGACGUCAUUCUUGCUGGAAACUUUAGUCCACGCCAAAGAGAAGCUUCUGAUAAAGAAUUGGGCUGACCUUUUGCUGUCGCAGUAUGAGCAGUCUUCGCUGGUUUGUCAGUGGCUCCUAGAAACACUGACAUCUGAAGAAUGGCUACUUCAGCUUCUGGUCAAGUGUCCGAUACAGAGUAUACGGCAUGUAAGUUGAAAAAAGUCCUUGUCUGUUUAGGAGGUAAAUUUUCUUCCAGAUGGUUCUAAGGUAGAGAUUAUUGCCUAAGCCUAAAAUUGAUUGUCGUGAAGUCAUGGCUUGCGCCACAGACGGAAAUUAAGUUCUGGUUAAGUCUGUCUGCAAAACAGCGCCGAAAUCCUUGUUCUUGGCCCCCACAUCAUGUACCAGGAUUUGAGUACGCGCCAUGAUUGGUCUGUUAAAAAAGCCAAUCAGCUUGAAGGGAAAUUCAAAACGCAUUUCCCGGUAAUUCGUUGUGUCCGUUACUUACCUGGAAUAGAUUACGCCUGCGACGAGGCUCUGAGAUCAGAGCUACAAUUAACAUUCCGUCAUCGGAAAAUGUGCGACGAAGUCUUAACUGUGGUCACAUAUGAUGCCCGGACAAAGUUAAUCCUUGUCUGAGAAAACAGCCAACACUUUGUACGCUACCACUGGUUUCCUCGGGAAAUGAAGUACAAGGAACUUGCGAAGAAAUUUCAUUCUGAUGAUGUGUCACUACCCAAAUCUUGGCCUUGCUUCUGAUUGGUUGUUGCUUCCUUUAGCCAAUCAGUAGCGCUACCCAGAUCUUGAUAGUGACGCAUCAUCAGUAAGGAAUUUCAGCGCUCGUUUCUCAGACGUCAUUUCGCGGGGGAACCAGUGGUAGCGCGCCAAAUGCCCGCUGUUUUCGCGGGCAAAGUUUAUCCCAGAGACUGUGGUUCAGAUGAUUUAAAUUUACCUUGAGUGCCUGUUGAUUGUCGUAGCAACAAAAUAAAAUUGUAACAGCGAAUACAUGGCGGUGGUCAGUCUACAUGUGGAUGCCGUGGUUACUAUGCACAAUUUUCGUUAAAGGUACAUAAUGCGUCUUUGUCUGAGUUCUAUCAAUUUUGUUUUGACCCACCAAAUAGGCCAAAAUUGGUAUAUUAAAAUUCAGCGCGAUAGCGGCUCUUAGAGGACAGUCUGAUAGAAAAUGAAUUAACCAUGUCUAUUCAAUUUCUUUGUUUGUGACCUCUAAAGUGUCUUUUUGGAGACUUAGCUGGAGGGGAAAAAACUGAAUGGUACUGAUUUUUGAAAGUUUUUUAACGUAAAUUCUUUUAUUUGUAGAUGCUUGGUCGACUUUGUCUUGAUGUUAUUCAGAUUCUCAGGCCUUUGUAUGCGACCAAAAAGAGUGGGUAAGUCAAGAAAACAAAAAUGUUACUAAGGUUAUAGCUAAUAAUCAUGAAGUAAUCGUGUUACGUGCCUUGCAGUAAGAAAGCAAAAUACCCUGACUUCAUUUCAGUUUGUGCGAACUUGAAAUUCUCCAUGAUAGUGUAAUGGGUACAAGCUUUCAGAGCAACCGCCAUCGAUUUGCGGGAUCGUUUGGGUGGACAAGCGUUACUUAUAAUUGGUUAAUGGUUGCCUUGAAUACUAGCGACCAAUCAUAACUGACGCUUGUCCACCCAAGCGAUCCCAGAAAUCACCGCACCGCAUUUACCCAUUCUCCUCAGUGUAUCUAUAGUCAUGGAAAAUGGAAUUCUACCCUUAUGGUAAGAAAUUACCCUUAAGGUAGAAAUUGCUAAAAUCAGAACGACUCAAAACAAUAAUAUGAGGUACAAGUAGCAUUAACCGCUUGGCGAAUAAAAGUCUAGAUUCCUUAAAUAUUGACGAUAUGGAAGAAUUUGUUUGUCAGAUUUUUCUUUGUGUUUAGUGUUCAAGGAGGGACGGUACCGGGUUGAGCCCCCAAUCUUUCAGAAAAUGUGUUAGCCUGAGAAAAGGGCCGACGUUUCGCGACGCGACCACUGAAUUCCCUAGGAAAUGACGUCUGAAGAACGAGCGCAGAAAUUCUAUACUGAUAACGUUUCACUACCGUGAUCUGGGUAGUGCUUCUGAUUGGUCGUGCAGCGAUAAAAAUUUGCUUCAACCAGUCAUGACCUCUAGCGGGAUCUAGGUAGUGACAUGUCAUUAGUAUGAAUUUCUGUAGUCGUUCUUCAGAUGUCGUUUUGUGGGGAAAAGGUGGUGAAGUCGUAAAAUGAAAUAAAAUGGUUGGGUUGUAAGGUUUAUUUCUUUGUCUUGUUUUGUUUUGUUUUGUUUUGUUUCUCUUCUUCUUCUUUUUUUUUUUUUUUUUUAGGGGGGGGGGGGGGGAAUACCUUAAGACACUCUAAAUUGUUCUGGUAGUAAGUAAUCAAAUGUCUGUUAGCUGGCAGCUAUGGCUCCGUUGGCAGGUAGACAGCCAAUUCUUAUUAUUUUUUUUAUCAGGGAUGACGGUGGCGAAGACGCAGAGACAGCAUACUUUGCUAAUGUGUGUGGUUUUGUCAAAGCUGUUUUUAGACUGGUAAGUUGGCACUUGAUCCUGUAGUAUGGAAUCGAAACGUAACCGUUUGCCGUAAUGCAAAUAUCUUCGAAAUGCUUUGUGUCGCUACAACCACUUGCAAAAAUGUUGAGACACUCCCACGGAAAAACGACCUUUCUUGCUUCAAGUCGCUCCUGGUCACAGGUCUGUAAGAUAUAAUACGGACCUCCCUCCUCCCUCCCAUUCAAAGUUGUUCCUCCAAGUUUUGAGUAUGGUCUUGUAUUGCUAGCAACUUUGAUAAGGGGUGGAGGGGGGAUCACAAGCACAAGAUCAUGGACAGGCCAUUUAUGCCAAAAUACGGUACAGUGUCUCAAGUACUUUUGCAACUGGUUGUAGCAUUCAUUUAAAUUCGACCAAUUUAGUAAAAUUUGUUUUGCCUCUCCGCGUAGAAGUACUUUUCAUGCUCCUUAAGCAAAAAUACGCACACGGCUAGACCGCUGUUGAAAGAUUGUGAUAAAAUGUGAGAAGUUGCGAUAUAUUAAUAAUGAAUCAAUUUACUUGCACGUAGCGAUAUGGUUUGUGUUUAUCUGUUUGCAGCUUGAGCAAAACAUCAAGGGUUAUGUAAAAAAUCUGUCCGAGGUGUUCUGGUUCAUCAAUCAGUUUGCUGCUUUGGGCAAAGAGGAGGUAAAUAAAAACAAGAUGAGGGCACUAAAAAUAGAAUAAGGCACUUAUGUGCCAAUGUGUUGUAUUUCCUAUUACAUCUUUGCUAAGGUUAUAUUUUGUGGACAAUUUCAUGUAUAAAUUGUAAAGAAAUAGUUGAUUUGUAUGUUGCCGGAUUUUAAUAAGGGUAUAUCUGACUGUCAUUGUUACCGCCGUCAUCAUUAUUAUAAUAGACUUUAAGAUCGAGGUUUAGCCAUCUUCCCGUAAACUGAAAACCGCGGUUUGCGGUUAGCGGUCUCACGUUAACCGUCUGCCCAUAUUUUGGGUACUUAGGAUUUUGGGGAUGGUAGCUCGCGGCUACCAUAUUUUCAUUCAUUCGUUCACUUCUAUUUUAGCUGAGAAGAUGUCUUCAAAAUUACAUUUCUAUCAGAAAUAGCUCAAUAAUUAAUUAGGAGGAAAAAUUCAAUUGUGGGAUUGUGAUGUUUUAGGGUGCCCAAAACCUUGUGGAAAGUUUACCUGUAGAGCAUGGUCUAGCCAUACAAACGUGAACCUCAAACCUGACGACAAGUGGUCACGUGACUUCUUGACGUUCGCGGUUCGCGGUGAUCAUAAUCAUGUUCGUCUUUAUCGUCUUUGCAUGUGUCGUCAUCAUCAUAAUCAACAUCGUCGUUAUAGUCAACUAUAUCCUCAAUGAGUCAUCUUCAUUAUUAUCAUUGAUCAUCUUCACCAUUUAUAAUCAUCAUCAUCACACUAAUCAAAAUAAGUAUCUUUUAGUAUAAGUAUCGUUUUCGCCAUCUGUUUUUAAUUACUGUUGGCUAAUUAUCAGAUUACUAUGUCAUUGCCUCUUAGCGUGAAUUUCUGUUAAAAAUGGAUGCAAUAUCAGUGAUGGUCGGAUUCUAUCUGGGAACAAAAGCAUCUGAACUUGUAAGUACAUACAUGUAUGCAUGUAAUGCAAAUUUUUCCUUCUAGUGUUAAACUUUUUUGUGUACAACUGGCCGCAGUGAAUGGCGUAAACAUUUAAUUUAAACAGGAAAGAAGACCUUCAUAUCUUCAAACAACCGGGUUAUACGGUAUUUUAAAGUACUUUCUGGAUGCUGUUCAAUGGGUUACGAACCUCUUCUUUUCAUUUAUUAGACUAUUCUAUAGAUUGCUGAGGAAUUGUUCACAAUUUGCGUUAACAUCUUUGUAUUAUAGUCAGUACUGUAAUUUGAUGCCAUUAUGUAGCGUUUAGAAUCGCGUAAUUUCAUCAUUUUUGUGAAAAGAGCAGUAAAAAUCAUUAAAUUACAAGAAAGAAAAUCUUCGUGUUACGAUGCCCUUUGUUGUUGUAAAAAAGAAUAAUUACAUUGUCGUAUGAUUCUCUUACUGGGACAGUUUCUUAGACUUUCCCCUUUUUCCUAUGGUUGUCCCUUGGGCUGUGUAUUGUUAUUCACAUUUGUUAUAACCUGUACUGGUACAGAAUGACUCUGCAACAGAAGAUGAUGACGAAGGUGAUGACGAUGAUGACGAAGAAGUGGUCACUAUUCUGCCGGAGGAUAAAUACCGCGUGGGUUCCUUGGAGAAGAUGAUCUCGGUCAUGGCGGUGUUGGUUGAGGAAUCGCGAUGUGAAAGGUGUGUACAGCUACCUUAGCUGACUAUUCUGUCGUUUCGGUAGGGUAGUGAAACUUCGCCAGUUGCAAAAAAGCUCAAGACACUUAGAUUAGACACUUAGGAUCAUAGAUGCGGUGUGUCAUGCAUCGUAUGAUUUAUAUUCCUUAGCCUUGUUGUGAGCUCUAUUGAUUCCCAUAUCGUAUUCAGCACUUAGAGCGACAGUUUCUAACGGUGGAAGGGGGGGUAAUUCCCUUGUUUUCGAUUUCUUCCUCCGAGGUGUAGUGAAGUAAUUAAAGUGCUGUGGCUGCUUUUAUUGUUUGUUUGCUUUUUUCAACAAGUAUGGCAACCUUUUUGCAGCUUCUUGCUGCUUGUGGUCGAGGGACGCCCCCCAAAAAAAAAAAAAAAAUUGCCUCGAGUAUGAACAUUUUCCUUCAGGAAUCUUUCUCCUUGUGUAGGGAUAUAUGCCAUGAUUCUGGAACAAGGAUAUUCAAAACGAUAACAACACAUUUUGUGUUAGGAACAAGGGGCGCAAGUGGUUUAUGAUUUUAACCGCAGAUUUUAGUGACGUAUUACUUUUCAUUUUCAUUAUUCUUCUGUCAUGUAGGCGAAUCUUUGCUGACGUCAUUGUUUACAUUAUUCCUCAUUAGCAUACGACUUAACUCAUAAAAGUCUUGGCCGUAUAUACAAACUAAAUCAAAAGUUGAAAGAGCAGAUUAACUUGAGCUGUUUAUGCAAUUUUCAGCUCUUUGCAAGCGAUAUUGAAGGAAAUAUCAGCCUCCGAAAAUUUCGAAAUGGCUGGGUGGCCAAAAAGUUAAUGAGCCUUACGUUCUUUGUAAAAUUUCGAGUUUUUGAAAGAGAAUUUCUUCGAAACCAUUCGGUACAUCGGGCUCAAAUUUUUAGAGAAAACUAUUCAGAGGUUUUAUUUUGUUAGCCUUAUCGGAUAAUGAUGAGCAUAUGUUAACGAGGCCAAAAAUGUAAACAAAGAUUCGCCUCUAACAAAACUUACAUCACCAUUUAUAGAACAUACCGUAUAUAUUAAAUUCACAGAACACCACUUACACUAUAUCUCUUUUUGCACCAUUGGAAAGAUCUGUAACUUUGAAAUCAGGUUAUUUGAAAUAGGUCUGUUGCCCCGACGCCCCCCAAAAUGGGAGAGAAUGAAUGCUAAAACCAGUUCAUGACUGUUUGACUUUUUAGAAACCGAUUUUAGCUUAGUGCUGACUAAUGUAACUGAUUAAUUUUCUUUGGUUUGCCAGACAACUUCACCUGUCAGAAAAUGAUUUAGCUGCACUUACUGGUGGAAAGGUAAUUGUUGAGCGUCGUGUGUUUUGUCGAACCUCUUUCGGUUUUGUUUUUCACUCUUUAAUUUAUAGGUCUAGCCAAGGCCUAAAAAGCGAAGCUCUCCAGUGAUCUUAAAAGAAAUGCCUUGCUCGAGUAAUUCAACUUUUGCCUUAAGUAAAAAGCGAACCGAAUUCCACCUUUAAAACAUGGACCUGAACCCGCGAUCAAUUGAAAACUAAAAGCUGGUCAGCUGAUAACUUUAAAAAUGCGUCACCUCAAUGAGUUGUAUACCUGAGCUGCCGAUACAUUCAUGUGACACUGGUUAGCGGGAUACCUUUUUUGCAGUUCUCAAUUGACCAUAACAUUGAUGUCCAAUAACAAGUUAAACAUGAAAAGUAUGCAGUAUGUCUUGGACUUCCAGCUAGCAAGUGUGCCAUUUCACAUCCGCUAAUAUGAAUGUGUGGACGUACGUACGGACGAUUUUGUAAGAACCAAAAUUCUUGGAUGCAUAGGGAACCAAAUUUUUUUUAUCAGUGGUGCUCCGCUGCGCGCGCGAGAGAGCUCCACUAUUAGUGCACUUGAUGAAUUAAUUUUUACUUGCAGGGAUUUCCAUUCCUUUUCCAAGCCAUAAAAGACAGCAUCAACCUGCGCCACACAACGAACUUGAUCUUCAGCCUGUGUCGAUACAAUGUCAAGCUCGCGGAAAAUGUGAGUCAAAAUUACUAAUGUUUCGGUACUCUUCCCACAAACAGAUAAAAAGGGACAGACUUAAAACGAAUGUGCUACCACGGUCGUAACUGUUUAUUAGAAGGUGGCCUAAAAUACGUACAGGAGGUCCUCUCCGAGUAGCCCCGAGCCUCUGUUUCAAGAUUAGGCUAAGUGCGAAUGCAGUAAUGUGAAAAUGAUUUUUCUUUUUAUUCUCAUGCAAAUAUCACUCAUUUUCACAAGAAAGCUUUUGCUCUCUGCAUCUUUUUGAAAAUGAGAGUUUUUGGAACUCGGUAAUAACCUAUUUCGCGAUUGGUUUCGGCUCCAUGAAAUACUGUACCGAUUGCAGAACAUUUGCUGAAGAGCCUCCUAGAAUGUGAGCACAGAUGCAGAAAGGACAGAAAAUUUAUUGUGAAAACUUUUAGGUAAAAAAGGCAAUAUUGCAGAAAUCUGCUUUGCAGUUGCUUAAAUUGCAGGUGCUUUAUAACAUAAUUCUUUUGGUAUGACAUAUUUCUUUCAACGAAUGUCUUUCGUAGAAAGUGAAAAAAAAAAUAAAUCCACCUAUACUUGUAAUCUUUGUUCAGAAAUUUUGUCACUAGAAUCUUCUCUUGGAAAUCUUAAACCUCUUCUUAAGAGAGCUUUAGCUUAACGUGAGUGUUUGUUUCAGAUUAUUUCCCUGUUGAUGUCUUCUGUUCAGAAAUUGCCACCAGAGGUAAGGAAGAUGUUGCUUCUAGCCUUUUUAAUGCAUUUUAAUGCAAUUUGAAGGAGUAAACAGCAAAGAGCGCCAUCACUGCCAGUGGUCAGUGGUUUGGCAUGAAGGCGUGUGCGCAGUAGUUCGCUACAUCGUUCACAAGGCAGACUUCUUUUAGGAGAAAUAAGAGACUGCCUAUCAUUUAAUACGUUGAUUGUGUCUCAAGUUAAGCUUAAGGAAUGCAUGUUCAUAAAAUGGUAGAAACCCGACCUCAACCAGCAGGUGAAACACGUAAACCUGACUUUCUUCUUGUAAGUUCCUUAACGUCGCUAAUUUAAACUUCUAAGUACACAAUAUUGUAAACGCAAUAUAACGAACUUUGUAACAUCGCUCGCGAUUUAAAUUCAACGGUGAAUUCACAAUAUGUAACUCUGAAGAUGUCGGAUGUACCGUCGAAACGUGUCUAGUAAAUUAAGGAAGGUUUUGUUUAUGCGGCUGUCUUGUAAUGAUGAUGGUGAUGAUGAUGAUGAUGAUGAUUACAUUACUUUGGUGUCAACGUAACAAUCACGUGUUUGCUUACACUUAUUUAUUGCCCCCUGCAGCAGUCGCAUUCGUUCUUCAAGCUGUUGUCAAUGUUGACAGAGAUGCAGGGGGGUCCACCUGGAAUGCCAUCGUUUACUAACCUGACACUUGCUCGCAUUUGGGAGGUAAGAGUUGUUACAAUUACUUACCAUUUCUUUUAAAAAAUCUCGCUCAGUUGUUUCUGUUUUAACAUAACACCUGUACAUUUAUUAGCACUAUACAAAAGCAAAGGAUUAUUUCACUUGUUUUCCCUACCUACUGUCUCUUUCUUCUUCCCCAGUGUCGAGUAUCUAUAUGUUUGUAAAUAGGUAUUACAGUGUAAAUCAGUAUUGCAGACGGGAUAAGGUUGCAAGUUGGUCAGGAAUGUCACUUAGAUUUCAAGUCCCGAUUUUAUGCAAUUAGUAGAUGGGGAAUUCAAACGUUAGGUUGUUCUUCUGGUUUUCUUUUCCUAUCCUUUUCUAGUAAAGUAGCCAGGGAAAAUCCCCGGUCCCCUGCCGAUAGUGUCAGCUCUGUUAAGUAUUGUAGGUCUCCAAAGGAAAUAGGCCUUAGCAGCUUCACCGAUAUGAUACUCACAGUAUCACCAACAGCACCAUAGGAGUGUUUUACUACGUAGUUUUCAUUUGAACGAUCACAAUAACACAGAUGAAUGAAAGGUGAUGGCUAUCAUAUGAUUGCCCAUCUCUUGCUAGUCCCAAAAUCAAUUGCUGAACCCGUAGAUGCUUAAUAUACUGAAACGAUUAUUUUCAUGCGUUGGAAACACGGUAAGAGUAGAUAGGGACCUUAAGCAACGACGGCGGCGACGUCAACGAGAACUUCAAAAAAGCAACAGGUUUAGAUUGGCCAAAAACAAACAAACAACUCUGCACCUGCAUCACUCUUUUUUGUACAUUUUUUUUGCCGUCACUGCACGACUACGACGUAAAAUUCCACGUUUUAUGGAGGACGUGAACACAAGACGACGACUUUCUUUUUCUUUUCCUGAACUUAGAUACAACCUUUUACAAUUCAACUCCAGAAAAAAAAAAAUUGCCAACAUUUGACGAAUUGAAGGAGAUGAGGUAGUCACGAUAAAUUUUGAGGAGCGCGACGUAACUUUUUAAGUGUCGUUUUCGUAGUCAUCGUCUUCGUUGCUGCAUAAGCUCCCUUAUACUACUACAUGAGAAAUUUCUACAAUUUGAUUGGCUUAGAGCAGUGGUAUUUCAGCUUAAUUUGAAAUACCUACGUGUGAAAAUUACAAAUCUUUUGCUGGUAGUAGUAUAAACAAAUAAUAGCAUGAUUUGUACGUGAUGUUUGGCAUAAAUACCACUCGUGAUAUUUCAAAAUUGUCUCAAAUUUCACUCGUUUGACGGCUCGUGAAAUUACUUAGAACUUAAUAUCACUUGCGGUGUUUAUGCCAAAUAUCACUACAAAUCAUGCUAUUACCUAUACUAAUAAUACGGAGAGAGAGCGCAAAGUCGAAAUAUUUCAACUUCAAACUUUUUGCUCUGUUUCCGCAGUUUUGUCAUCAGUAUAAUGUUCGUGCCUGUUUUCUCUGUCGCAGGCUGCUGAGUACAAUGCUGCUCUGUGUAUUGACUGGUUGACUUGCAUGGCGCCUAAAAACAGAAUGGUAGGUUUUUAUCCUCAUUUUGACGCUGUUUUAAAUGGAGCAUCUAAGACAACAUCCCUCGGCGUAGUUUUGGUUUUGCAUUACUUCUUUUUUCAUUAGUUGAAAACUCUUGUGCUAGUUGUUCAACUGAGGGGGCUUUUAUUCAAAAUGUCCUUGGGGGCGGGUCAAUACAAUUGUGGGGUUAGGUUAACUUGGGAAGCCCUGAUUGGUAGAGGGGGCUAUUAACUUUUUUGGAAACCCCGUAGGGUGUGAUAAAAUAAGUGUGAAUUUAAAGGGUGGGUAGUGGAUUUCCUUUACUACAUGACAUCGGUGGCAAACAGGAGUGGGGAGGGGGUUAAGGAAAAAAUUAGAAACCCUUUCACUGGUUUUGUCUCGCCGUACCCCUCCCCUUUUUUUUAUCAAAGAAUUUAAUACCCGCUAAUCUUAAAUCAAUUGUGCUCGUUGGUCAUGCGUUUGGCAGCGUUCACAUUCAUUUGCUAGAAUUUUGAUUAGUAUCAUGUGAAUGCCUAAUAUGAUUACUUAUCACAUGAAAACUCGUCUAACACUUUAAGGCCUCUUAGAAGUGUCAAGUAACUAAUAAUAAUUAAUUGAUUGAUAUUUACAUUCCUCGCUAUGUAGGCUCAUCAGUGGGUUCUGGACAACAUGGAUAAAUGGGUUGAGAAGUACUUAAUAGCGGACAACAGCAUUAGAAUCAGGAAUGGUAGGUCAUCUUAGUCUUGGAUAUCUUGUAGAUACAACUAUGCAAAGAGGUAACCGUGUUCCGAUAUCUUUGUUCAUUGGGAGUGUAUUGACAGUUUUGGGGGCGCAUUUUCAACAUCGCCACAAAUUUGUUCAAAACAGUCCCACAAUGCAGUAAAUGCUCAAAUGUGGGAGGUAUUUGCGUGCACAACCCUUUCCCAAAAAUUUCCAGUAGAAAAAAUCAGUACCUGAAGACCUGACCAUUGCUUGUGGAUUUUGUUUUUGUAUUCCUUCAGCCUCAGCGUAUUUGCUUGUGAGUCUUGUUCCCAACAAUCACUUCAGACAGGGGUUCAGGUGAGUGCCUGUGUCAGAUUCCUUCCUUUGAUGUACAUUCAAAUGCAUUUUGUUGGGCUGCUGUUUACUUCCUCCAUAAAACGUGAAAUUAGGAAAUUUCACUUCGUAGUCGUGCAGUGACGAUAGUGAAAUGUACUAAAAGUGGGAUGCACGUGCAAAGUUGUUGUUUUGUGUAUCAAACCUAUAGUUUGUUGUUGUUAUUAUUAUUUUGACGUUCUCGUUGCCGUUGCUGUGGGGGUUGCUUAGGCGCCCUACUUUAAUAUGUAUCAGUGUCAGUUUUAUCCAGGUUUCUGAUUUUGUUGGUCAGUAGUAUCCGAGUUAAAUUGUCGUUUACUCGUAAUAAAUUCUAAAUACACUUUUCCUAUAUCGGCCAUUAAAGCCGAGCUUUCUUCCUGUAAGUACAAUCACAGAUUUCUGGUGUCAUUUUAGGGAAUUCAAGCAAAGGCGUUUUUGAGCAACGCACGACAACCGGAAGUGGCCUUUUUACAUUCCUGUGCAGUGGUUUUGCCGAAAUUUUCAGUUAAAUCGUCUCUACAAGUGUAAAGAAACCAAGCAAUACAAAUUGUAUAGCGUCAAGGCAUAUUAAAGGGGAAAAAAUCAACACUUCCGGUUGACAUGUGUUUGUCUCAAAAAUGUCUUUGCUUAAGUUCGCUUUUAACUACAAUUCGUUUCUUUAGAUACGAGAAAGAAAACUGGGUCGAGUUUAACCUUCGCAAAGACUUCUGGGACUGUUGCUAGGGACAGAAAAAAAGUAUGACCAACAGCUGGUCGGCGCUUCCCUAGUUACCGUCCCAGAAACAUUUGCGGGACACAUUUCGACCCCUUUCCCCUUCUCGUUUCUAAAGUAGCGAAUGUAACCGCUGGUUGUACUUUUUUUCCCCCCCUCAGGUCAAGAAACUUUUCUGCGCCUCACAAAGAACUGAUGGUAACUAGUGCAGCUCUUUUCAUUUAACCCUCAAGGCGAUGUUGCACCGAAGGAUUUGCAACGACUUUGUCCGCACAACACAACGUUGCAACGCUGUUGCAAUAUUGUUUCGAACUGUAACAACAUUGUUUCGGCAUUGUUGCCCUAAAAAUCGUCGUUGCAAAUCGUCUCGUGUAACAUCAACUUGACACUUUUGAGAGCACCUAUAAUAAAUAAACCCUUUCAUUCCUAUCUUAUGGUGAGAUUACCUGUCACUCCAACUUUAACAUCUGUGAACGAAAGCCUAUGGUAGUACUUUUGAACUGAAACCUCUUUUGCAGAACUUUUUCAUAGUGCCAUUUGAUUUCUUCGGACUUGAGGAAAAGGGAAUUUGAAUUUCGGGGGUGGGGUGGGAGGGGUUGUCUCUGCUCAGCUCGAGAUUUACAUUCUGGUGCUCUCCUGACAUCCGGGGUACAGCGUAGUAUUAAAACCAUCAGAAAGUUAAUUCCUCCGCGCCACAGUUAGUACCACUUGGCAUCUGUCAUUAGUACCACUUGGCAUCUGUCAUUGGUGUAAUCACGAUGGUAAAGCCAUCGAGCGCGAAAAUCGUGGAAGCAAUGUCUAUGCCGUCUAUACAUUGAAACAUUAAAGAGUCUUUCAGUGAGAGUCUUAUCUUUUGUAUUUCAGCUAAGCAAGGAUGCUCUUUCUAUACUUCACGAGGUACGGUGCAAAACGUUUCUGGUAGAAUGUGUUUUCGUUCUUGCUCUGUUACACUUUCGUCGGUUAAUUAUCAGUUUAUUGUUUGUUGUUUUGUAUUGUUUAACAGAUUUUCAAAACGCUGCUAACGUUGCUUGGAAGGGCAAGAAAAUACUGCGGUAUGUGAAAUACGGACGGAAUUUAAAUUGCUUUGAGUUUCUGACCCACUAUCGUCUAGGUCUGAAAAUGUUAGCUUAAACAACUGAAAAUCAUUUAGAUCACCCGUCGACUACUAUUUUUACAACAACAAUAAAAUUGUGGGAAUUGCUUGUCUUUUACGUAUCCCUAAUGUGUUAAAUUCGAUCAGUGUCUAUAGAUUAGUGUUUGUAGGGAGUUGAUUAUGACACGUUAAACAGUCAUACCACUCUUCGAGUUUUAGAUAGAAAGGAAUUUGAGCGUACUGCCUUUUGUUGGAUGGAAGUCGAAAAAAACAAACACAAAAUCUUUCAGCCAUGGGAGAUUACUUAAGACUAAGAGCUCCUUUAUUCAUGUAAAUUAAUGAUUUUAUUUUGGCAGUUAGCUUUGUUUCUUUGUCGUGUGUGCGACCGCAGUUAAGAAAAUGACUAUGAGAUUCUGGGAAACCACCCAGAUUUUACCAAAAAGAGAAGCUGGUGUUAAUUCACCUUUUUCACAUAAACCAUACAUACAUACCACUAUCUUCGAUUUUUCUUGGGACGACUGUAAUACCCAGGAGAAAUUGGAAACAGUGGUUUUGCAAAAUUUUGGGGGUGCAUUAUGGGUUAUAUGAAAAUAGUGAAUGUUGGAUUAGGGGAGGGGUGGUUGGCAGUUUGCCAGAGUUAUAUACUGAUUCAUUUUGUUAUUUUCUACCAACCUACCCCUCCGCCAACCCCACAUUUUGCGCAAAGUGAGAGUUACUCUUGGAUUAGGGGAGGGGUAGGGGGGAGUUUGCCAGAACCUUAUACCUUAUCAAUCUGUUACCUACCUACCUACCUACCUACCUACCCCUCCCCUAACCCAAUGUUUUGUCCUAAGGGAGAAGCUGGUGUUUAUGUUAGAUUAGAUGAGAGGCAGGUGGGCAGUUUGUCAGAAUGUUAGACUGAUUCAUUUUUUUCUCUCACUCUCUCUGUUGUAGAUCGUAAUAUUCAUGGUACAACAAAGCUUGUCAGCUAUUUUGCUGUGUUGAACUACUGCCUGCUUUCGCGCACUGAAAAAGAAAUGGUAUGCUGACUUUUGCUAUUUAUUUUAGGCACUUUUGCCCUCAUUUCAAAAAUAAUAUUUUUAUAUGUCCCUUUGCAUAAACACCAUUAAAUCGUGGGUUACAAUUUUAGGUACAUUCAUUGAUUUUAUAAAGGGAACCUUAGACAGUUCUGCCAUCAUUACGUCAUUUGAAAUUUACCAAAAAGCCUGAUUCACGUGCAGAGUUGUUCGUUUGCUUGUUGAACCUAUUGCCUUUUUAACGUUCCUGUUGCCGUCGCUGUCGCCGUCGCCGUUGUAGUUUCUAAGUAUCCCUAACAAAGACGGUGUGGUUAUCACAGACAGGAAAACUUUACAAAUGAGAAUAUCACUGCAAACACGCGAUUGAGGCUGCGAAGUGCCAUGCAAGUCACAUAACAGAAUCUUUACUACAGGUUUCUAGUAAGAUCUAAUAAGGGCACGUGGUUAGCAAAACGUUUCGCGCGGGAAGCGCGAGCGAACUGCCAACAUCAGUACUACGAAUUUUGGCACAAUGGCAAGAGAAAGAUAGGGAGAGAGAGAGGAAAGGGCGAAGGUUGACCUUGGCGACGUUUUCAUGAGUCAGCUAUGAGCAAUAGAAACGUGUAAUUCAUGUAUUUAUACUACUACAGGAGAAAUUUCUGCAAUUUGAUUGGCUUAGAGCAGUGGUAUUUCAGCUUAAUUUGAAAUACCUACAUGUGAAAAUUACAAACCUUUUGCGGGUAGUAGUAUAAACAAAUAAUAGCAGGAUUUGUACGUGAUAUUUGGCAUAAAUACCACUCGUGAUAUUUCAAAAUUGUCUCAAAUUUCACUCGCCUAACGGCUCGUGAAAUUACGUAUAACAAUUUUGAAAUAUCACUCGUGGUAUUUAUGCCAAAUAUCACUACAAAUCAUGCUAUUACCUAUACUAAUAAAAUAAAGUAAUUACAUUGGAUGAACGUUCCUUUGAGUUUGAACUUGAUUCCUUGUUACUGUUGUCUUUAGUUCACGCCUUACUGUGCGGAGUUAUGGCGUUUGUUUCACCCGCUCAUGUCAGAGCCAAACAUUGCUGUACAUCCAAACAAACAGGUAUGUAAUUCCAUUUAUACUCAAGUUAAUUACUAUUAAGCUGCUGUGACACAGUUUAGAUAGAUAAUUUAUUUAGAUAAUUUAUUUAAUGUCAGAUACACAAGGGGUGGUCUCCCAAUCCCCCGAGCCACAGGCUCAUGAUAGCAAACCUCUCCAGGGUGCUGAUUUAGAGGGGCUAUUGAGGCUUCGGCACUUUCUGGGUUCAUUUGGGAAAAGAGUGGAAGUACUGAUAUGCUACUGGUUGGCUUACCCAUCUAUCAGCCAAUCACAAAUGACGCUUGCGCACCCUAGAGAAUAGACUUGCUACAAGUCGACCUCUCAUAGGUUCUUAAAAGCGAGAGAAGCGAGCUUCAAUGCAAGAGGUCGCUUGCGACCGAGCGAGCGACGAAGUCUUGAGGUCGACUUGUUUCGCCUGAAUGAAUCUGAAUCAUAUUAUAAGUUAAAAAAAUUAUUGGCAUAUGCUGUUUCGGGAGCGGCGUGAAAUAUCCCACACCAUCUUAUUAGUCAACUGUCAUGACGUCACCGGUAGAAUUUUGGACCGGUAAAUUUCGCGGCAAACAGGUAGGAAAGUCCUUUAAGAUUUCCUAGCCAACCAGCGAAAAAAAAAUAAAAGGACUUUUAGAAAGUCUACCAAAGGAUCUCAGAAGCUGUUGUAUCAAAAGCUUGUUCCCAUUCUCCAUGUACAUUUGAGAAUGCUGAAUUGUUUUCUCUCUGUUCUAUUAAAUUGCGGUAUUAACAAAACCGUAACGGUCCCUUAAUUACAGGGUUGUCACUAAGAUUUCAAGUUGCCGGGUAAAUGCAACAAGUAGGCGGGGAAUCAAACGGCUAGGAAUUUCUUUUGGUUCUAUUUUUCUUCUAUUUUCCAAUAAAAGUAGCCGGGGGCCACUCUCUUAGUAGCCGGGGAAAAUCCCCGGCCCCCGGCUCUUAAUGACAACCCUGCAGUUAAUCUUCUCUUUAUUAUUUGUUUUAAGUAAAAUCUCUUAUUAUUCAGUUUAGCAAUCACGAUACAAAAUUACUAUAUGAAAGAUAUUUCUUGUCAGGCUGUCUGUCAUUUUAAACAAAAAGGAGUAGAAAACUAAGUUGUACAAGUUGAAUGUUACUUGCUAAACACGCGACGAUAUCUCAGUAAACCUACUGUUACUGCUUACUGGUGUGGCUAAUUUUUUUCCCAAAGAGAUCACCUCUGCUAAAUGCCCAUGAAUAGCCGUUUAAAGUUGUAGGUUAAAUUGUAAGGCAUUAUUUUUUUUCUUUUCUUUAGGCCCUGUUGAUCUUUUGGUUUCACUCUUGCAUUGGCUGUGAGGAAAAUAUCGACUUUAUUACGGAAAAUAACCACGUUGCCACCAACAUUCCGCUCAACUACAUUCUGUGAGUUGCCCUCUUAAUUAAUUCUGUGUAUCCAUUGUUCAAGUGCUUUGUUUAUGUAACUCGUGAUGGGUCCUUCAACAUCCCUCGUGAUAGUUUGUCUAGCAAAACCUGCCGGCACAUAAUGAUGGCGUGGAGAGGUCUAAAACAACUUUCAGCCCAAAACUUUAUUCAUCUCGAUUUUUUUCCCUUGCUUUGUGGAUCAACGAUUUUUUAUAAUGUAGAUGGACUUUGCUUUCUUUAAGUUGUUACCGACUUUUUACCCUGGUCAUUUGAAACGUGGAAAAAUUAAUUGAAUUUAGAUAUGCGACUGGACCAGUUUGGUCCAACCGAAAUAGUGCUCUCCUACUUUGUAGACGGAAAAUUCUUGUUUGGAAUCAAUUGGUAUGCGUUUUUCCACUAGUAAAGUUUUAUGAACUCGUCGAUUUGUGGACUUUUAUUUUAAUUGCAUUUGUGUUGUUAUAUGUUUUUCAUUAAUUUGACCCUUGUUUUCGCUCAUGCAGCCCUUUAAUUAAAUCUGCAUUCAUCUAAACGCAGUCAUUACAUUGUAACUAUUUUGUUAACUAUGUUUUAUUUUUUCAGCUCUAGUGACGAACCGGAAGUACUGACGUUUAACAGGAAUGUUCUACCUGCGUAUUAUGGUCUACUGCGGUUGUGCUGUGAGCACUCUCCUUCGUUCACACGCCAGCUCUCCACUCAUUCCAACAUGAAGUGGGCUUUUGAGAAUCUCACCACUCGCAUGAACCAGUACCCACAGGUAUCUAACUCACUUAAAUUCUGAGUUUAAUCCUUUAAGCCCCAAUAUCAACAUAAGAAUUCUCCAAACUGAUCUUCAUACAUUUUCUUAGACUUUGUUGGGAGAAUUUGAUAAAGAUACAAAAAUUUACCUCUAAUUUUUCAUAACCUUUUCUGUUGAUGAUAUCGUAUUGAUAUCGUCAGACGAAAUUUGAUGUUGAUCACUCUUGAAACCUAAAGGGUUGACCAUUUCUUUCCCAAAAUUUAACAAAAAUUUUAAAUUUCAUCUUCGAUGAACCAUGCAAAGUAAUGCUAGAACUACCAAAGAGGUUUCAUUUGGAUGGUCUCACUCUGGGAUUCCAUCCGCAGACUCAGAGUUAAAUUUUAGUGUGAGAAGUUAGAAUUUAUCAGAAGUUAUAAGUUAUAAGUUUUUCUUUUUUUUUUUUACAACAUCUUAAAAAACACCAUUUGUGAAAUUACUGCUAAAGACGUUUCAUUUGAAUGGUCGCACCAUAGGAUUUCUUCCACAGCCUCAUAAGUUAGAAGUACAUACUAAAUAAAUGCUGCCAUGUGAAAGUGUGGAGAUGAUUCAAAGUUCUUUUGUUGUUUUCUUAAACACUGGAUCAACUCCAUCUUCGAAAGGAAUUAAUGUUUUUAUAUUUUUACCGUUACAGGCAGUGGAAGAGCUGUUUGCUCUCCUGCGGUUAUUUGCUGGUGUGACAUGUGACCCGUCGAGGGAGAAAACUAAAGAAGAAGAAGCGUUUGAGGCGGCCUUCAGAAAAGACACGAUUGCUCUGUAUCAGAGUGUACUUGACCCUGGUGCAUCGUGGACCACGCUUAUAAGGUAUAGAUACAUUAUCUUAUAUAUAUCGACUCUGUUGAGAUUCAGUCAACUCUCUCGUAACGAACACCUCCCUAAAAUGGACACUUCGAGUCGGCCCCUGACUUUCUUGCUCCUUUUAGGGCCUGUUUACAUGGAGGUGUUGGACCCCAGGUAGGUUAGAUAACCGGCCUGUCCAUAUAAUCGCUCAUUUUGAUGUGAUCACGUUCACAUGAUAGGUGGGGUGACCAUAUGAGAGAUUGAAUGCGCAUGCGGGUUACCCCACCUACCUGCUCCCCCCACCCUACCUCUUCAAUGCAAACAGGCCCUUUGUUGACUCUCUUUUAGACUGACAUCUCUCUAAGACGGGAACAUAGUGCCGAUCCCAUAGAUGUCCGUUUUAGAGCGAUUUGACUGUAAAAGAGAACAGAUUUUAGACCAGGGAUGAAAUUCAAUCACUGGAAAUGCACAACGCCAUGAACAGAGUGAUUGUACAGCUAGUAACCGUUUUUUUGGUUCCCUUGUAGUGCCUACAAAAUCUUGCUUCAGACAGAAGAGGACAGAUUAACAGUGGUUGCCAACCAGGGACUUUUGACACUGUCAGAUGUAAGACUAAAUUGCACUUCAACUCUAGUCAGAUGAUAGUCUUUUCUUCUGAUGUAUUUCCCCUUCUUCGAGAAAUUAAACGCGCGCAGCGCAAGUGCAUCAACGCGAAGCACGAGAAAAAAAGCAAGUUUCCUGUACCCAUCCCUACUUAUUACUCUAGCGGCAAGUAAAUUCCCGUCGAUUUUUAUUUCUUUACGAGCGCUCGACUUUCCGUAAAGAGAAAGGUACAAGGUCUGUGAACAGACAAUUCUGUUGACUGCUCUUUUAAUAGAAUUAUGAAUAGUCACUAACGCAGGAAGCCGAAAUUUGCUUGGAAAGGAAAAUAUACAGGGCCGGUUAUUUAGAUAAAGCUUUGUUCAAGCAAGUCCUUAUAUGAGACGUUUAGUAAACCCAAUGUCAAGACUUAUGAAUUAGCAAAAGCAACAAAAACAUUUUUCUCCUAAAAAUUUCAAACCAAGAGGCAGAUAUACAGGUUUAUUGUAUUAGUUUGACAGUCGUUAGACAUUUAACCGGUAUUUUUGCACUUACUAGUACAUGGCAAAGUCAUGUGGAAGUUAAGAUUCUUCCAUCUUUAGAUCGCAGAAUGUUUUUACGUUGGAAGAAUAUUUCUUAGUUGGGGUAACAUCAUUCCGUACUGUUAUAUAGCUGGGAACUGUUUGCCCAACAGCACGCGCUCUCAUUGGUUACUUCGAGGACACAUGACAUCCAACAAUGGAACUCUUUCCCGCCAAAAUCUCUUAGCGGGCAACAUUGCAAAAUCUAGGAAAUCUAGGAGAAUGUUGGAAUGCGAGAUUGUUGACCGACGACCGCCGUUACAGCGAGGUGUAAUGAAUUUCCAGCUAUAUAACAAAUUACUGACUGACUGAUCCCAAGGGAAACAGUUAAUUUUGUUUCCCGAGGCGGGACUGUUUCCCUCGGAACCAGUCAUUAAGUGUUUAUUAUCAAACAGGCAUUCACCACCCUUCACAUGAUGUACCACGAGGCCACGGCCUGUCACGUAACGGGAGACCUGACAGAAGUGCUUAUGAUAUUACAUAACUUGCUGGUGUGCUGCCGGCCGCAUAGCAACAGACCAGGUACAGUAUACAUGCCGCGUGUAUCAAGCUGCAAGUGCGUUUUCGUUUGUUUGUUUUUUGUUGUUGUUGAUGUUAUUUUUUUCAAACAAGGUAAACUCUUAAAUUAUGUCCCUCUGCCUAGCCAGCGAAGCUGGUGGGAUUGUUAUGCCACGAGGGCCAACUCCGGAUCUGGAGGUCCGGGGUUCAAGCCUCGCCCGUCGCGUUGUUUCUUUAGACAGGGAACUUUACUCCACUUUGUCUCUCUUCACCCAGGUGUAUAAAUGUGUACCGGCGACAUACUGCUGGGCGGUAACCCUGCAAUGGACUAGCAUCCCGUCCAAGGGGGGAGUAGCAAUACUCCUGGGCAUGUUCCAUGCUAAGGAAACCGGGAAGCUAUCCUGCCGUUUGGGCCUUUGGCUCGUGUGCACCUUUAUCAAUUCUUUUUUUUUCUUACCAAACUUCCCCGUCGCCAAAAAGAAACAGCAUUCCCCCCGCUUAUUCCGCCAACUACACAGGCCCUCUUCUCCCCAACAGCUGUCUCUAACUCCACCAAUACCUCCGACCGGUUAGCCUGCGCUUUUUCCAAGAGAUUUUGUUGAAACACCAGCCCCUUCGUGCAUGCUAUUUAAAGCAUUUGACUGAUCUGGCCGGACAGUUUUGAUUAAAGUGAAAUCCUCAUUAUGACUGGAAUGGUCAGGCCGGUUAGUUCUGACAAAUGGAACGUGUCCUAAGAGAGCGCGCAAAUGCUGUUCUCUUAUCAAAGCUAAAUGCUAGCGCUAGAAAACUUUAAUGUUUCGUUCAGUGUGCAAUUUCUAUAUUGUUUACGAUUUAUCUGUGGCUUUUUGUUGUAUUUCAGAUGUCCGCAAUAGCCUUUCAACCUGGACCGAGAGAUUGGAUGUGGCACAAAAACUCCUUUCGUUGUUGAACUCUUAUACCCCUAAGGAAGUGAGACAGUCUUGCCUAGGUGAGUAUUUAAUGUUUCCUUGACAUCUAACAAACUCGCUUAAUUGCCUGCCCAGUUAUGAACACUGGAAUAUUUUGUCUUAAUCCCAUGAUGGUGUUGACAAGAAAGCAAUGAUUUUGUUUCUUUGGCAGAGGUGCUGAACGCCAUGUUGAUCCUGUACCCGAACGACUUCUCAGAAGCGAUUAUUCCUAUCAUCCAUGGCUCUCAUCAGCACUGGAACAAAACGUCUCCUCCAGGUCGGUGUCCUUACUCCAAAAAGGAGACGUUUAUGUCGUCUGAGUUGAUUUACGUUGAGUUCCGAUUGCGAGCCUUUUCGCUGUUGUUAGAAACUUAAUUACUCACGCACUUUAUAUCUUAACUGCACGUUUAACCCCAAGAAUUACCGAUCAAGCGAAAUUUCCAAGCUCCUGAAUUUGACAGUGGAGAUAACGUGAGUUCCAGUGGCAAAAAGUGGGUAGAACCCUAACCUGUGAGUAAGCUCUGUGUUUGAAAAUCGUGACCACGUCGUAGUUUACGCGCGAGUUUUCCACGAGCAACCACAAGUGUCUUAAGGUCAUGCGCGAGCAAUCUGCGAGAGAGGCUAGUCAGAACCGUUAAGAAAACAAAGGGGGGAUCAGCAGUAAGCCACACGAGGGCUGUACAUUAAUCAAAUGUUGCCACAUUAUUUCAGGACUCCUCGGUCCAUAUUUUCCUCGUCGACACACUAAGGUGAUCGUGAGCAGUAAGAGCGUCCCACGGCCAGCUGUACCUGAACUUAACAUGUUCCUACAUCCUUCAUUCCUCGAUUCACCAAAGGUAACGAUCUUGGAGUAAUAAUUGUUUCUCGUUCAAUACUCCUACAUCCUUCAUUCCUCGAUUCACCAAAGGUAACGAUCUUGAAGUAUUAUUUGUUUCGCGUUCGAUUAACUUGCAUUUCUCUACAAUUGCUGAAGGCAGGCUCUGGAUGUCUUGUUUUUUUCCAUUCUAUGUUGGGAAGGACGUGCUUUAUGUCCCAUAGAUAACCGCUACUUCGAGCUUGUGUUAUGUUAAGGCUGGUUUUCACUACCGAUGGAGUCGUAAUCGGAGGCGCAGAAGCUCCACGGAAUCAGAAUCGGAAGAAUCAGAACGUUUCCAUUUUCAUCCGACUUCCCUUAUGUCUCCGUCCCUUGUGAUCUAGUGAAAACCAGAUUGUUGAGUCGGAGGCAGAAGCGGACGGAUAAACCAUUCACAUUGUUGUUAUUUUCACGCAUGAUUGGCUUAGUUCUUCCGCUUUUCCUUGCAACUCUGACUACCUAGUUUUCGCUAGAUCGUAAUUGACUGAGUCGGAGGCAGAAUCAUGGCGCAACGCGGUAGCUUCUUUGUGCUUCGGACGGGUGCAAUCACCUGUGACGUAAUACAAAAGAUUGGAAAGACACUGAGCAAUACCCAGACUACAUCACAAAAGCGAACUAACAAUGGUUUCCGCAACACCAACAAACACCCCGGAACCCCAACUAUACUACCAGUACGGUUUCUUAAUCUUGCUAUCCUCUAUUUGAAUCUGUUGCUUCAUUACCCCUGAAAAUCCCAGUGGGGUUAAGGUAAUUAUCAUGUGUUUGUCAUCAGUGUCAUAAAUUAUUGAACUUGGUGGAGUAGGAUAUCUUUUCUCUUGAUCUGCGAUAAUUGAUCUCUCCGACUCUGACAAAUCAAGAUGCUUUCCUCAACCUCGCACAGUAAUAGACCCUUCCGCGGGUUUUUGAACUUUUUACAUGGACGAGUUGACGAAACUCCUUCGACACCGCUACAAAAAGCGUCUUAUAACUAGUAAAGUUGCCGAGUUUGAGAGUGAUUUGUUGACGUCUAACGAAGAUGAACUUGGUGGAGCAGAACAUCUUGAUUUGAUUAUGUCUCUUGAUCGUCGAUAAUUGGUCUCUUUGAUUCUGACGAAUCAAGAUGCUUGCCUCAACCUCGCGCAAUAAUAGACUCCUCCACGGGUUUUCAACUUUUGAAGUCGCGAAUUCUUACAGACAUUUGUAUCGUGUAGGGUAAGUUUGUGCUCUCCACCAUACAAAUCUCUGUAACAAUUCGCGGCUCUGCAAAGGUAUAACUUCGCUCGCUACAAAUUUAUCGCUUUCACUUUUGGUAAGUUCACUAAUUUCAAGCGAGAAAUGUCCUUUUUUCAUUGGUUGUAUGUUGUGUUUACAGGGAGUCGAGGAGUCCUACGACGCAGCUGUUACUGAAUAUUUUCAACCUUAUCAUUCGUUUGUGGAUAAACUUCUUCGGUUUGGAUUCAAUCAGGAUGAAGUACCCGAUCAUGUUAUAGCUUGUAGUAAGUGCUGUUCUUACUACAUGCCAUCGAGAGCCAUAAUGGGAUUAUGGCUCUUGAUGCCAUGGCCCGUAGUUAGCACUGUAAAUAAUUAGGCCAAUUCCCAGUUGCGCCAAUCCUCUGUUUCAAAGCGAGGCUAAGUGCGCAGCUUUUGAUACUAAGUACGGAGCUCUUAUGAAAAAGAUUCUUUGUUCUCCUGCAAUUGAAACUCAUUUUCAGAAGAAAGUUUUUACACUUGCUUAUCCCCACAUGCUUUUCCAGCAAGAAGCAGAUACAUAUCUUACUGUAUUUCUUUCAAAAUAUUUCUCCGCUUCUCUUUGGCUUAAAUCACCCGUCAAGUUUUUCAUAGUCAACUGGCGCUGACGAAAUCUGCAAGAAUAAGCCGGUCUCGGAGGGAGUUUUGCGCCAAAGCUGAUAAAUCUCUCUCCAUCUCCAAAAUUAUUAUUAACAGUUGUUCGUUGAUGGCUUUUACAUAGGAUGAAUAACCCUUAAUCCCAUGGAUUUCUUCUAUUCGCAUAAAUUAUAAGCUGAUGUUCUAAUAUCUUCUCUAUCACACCAGGUUUUAGGUCUCACUGUGGACGCAACUGUCCCAGCCAUCUCAGUUCAGUCCUCUUUUUAAAACAUGUUAUAUUGCGUUCGUGUUUUAGGCUGCCUUCUAGCUGUAGAGGCCAUUUCGCUUCACUUCACGUACUUUAGCAAGCUCUGGAUGGAAGUGUACCAGAAGGCUGGUGAAGUAAGUCGUGUGUUUUGUUCUAAAUGAAUGGUUACUCGGCGGGAAUGGCGUUAAGUGGCGGGAAUGUCAAAAGCUGGGAUGAACUUUUGUUCAAUUUUCCAUUGUAUUUUUCUCAUAUUAGCAGGGAGAAAUCAUCGGCCCGGGACCCCGGCCCUUGCUUCUAUUUUCCAUUGUUUCCGUUGUGAAAGUAGCCACGGGGUCUUGCUCAUAUUAACAGGGAGAAAUCAUCGGCCUCGGACCCCAGCCCUUAAAUGAGAGCCCUGCUGCUUACUUUUGGUUCUAUUUUCCUGUGUUCCCUAAGAAAGUAGCCAGGAGGUCAUGUUCAUAUAAGCCGGCGGAAAUUCCCGGCCCCCGACCCUUAAUGACAGCCGUGCAGUGCUUACAGGUGCAACUUUUUCUUUGCAGAAUACAAAAUACAGCAGUUGUAUAAAGCAUCUGUGUCAGCAGCCGGAAUUCUUAGAGGUAAGAUGAAGGAAUGAUCAGUACGUGAAGUGACGUUUGAGGAGUGACCUUUGCAAAUUUAGUUCGCUAGAACCAGCCGUGUUACAGGAAAACACCUUUCUUGCUUCAGUGAACCUCAACGGAAACAUUUUUUAUUUUGCAAGAGAGUUCCCCAACCCACUUUUCUCCUUUAAAGUUGUCAUUGCAAGUUUUGAGUACGAUCUUGCAAUCCCUAUAAUUUGGACGACGAGAGAGAGGGGCAUAAAUCACGUGACGUCCUAUGAGAAGGUCCAGUGCCUCGAGUCUUUUUGCAACUGGAUGUAGCAUAUGACCGAACAGUUUUUUACCUUUACAAUAGAGCGUUUUCACUCACUUGGCCAAGAAAAAGGUUCCACUCCCGUAGGAUUGGUUUGGACACCAACAUGGCCGCUAUUUCAUUGUUUUGGGACACCAAUAUGGCGGACGUUAGGUCACGGGAAAAUGCUCUACAUGCACAUGUUAAUGUACUUCUCAAAACUGUUGACUUGGAGUUUUGCUUGACAAUUAUUAGGACGUCCAGUUUUGAAGAAGGGUUGUCAAGGAGAACUUGCUAGUAAAACUGUACACUUUUCACAAAGUUUACAUAUACUUGAACGUAAUUUGCUAAGGGAGCGACAGUCCUUCGCGAAGCGCUUUGACACUCGCGUAAGUUUUCGCUUUCAUCAAAUACAAAACGAGAAAAUACAUUUCUGUGAAAAGUCUAUUGCAAACGAGGCCUAAGGUCCCUGCUUCUCCACCAAAAUCGUUUUAAGUCUCUCAGAGCCUUUGUUAAUAUAACCUGAUAAACAGAUAGUCCAGUGUUCUUGUUGUACGAUUGAGUCCCGUUGUCUAUUCAGUACAUAGAACUGAUCUUACUAGAUGAACGGGAAAGUCUGAAUGUGCGGGAUAUCUACUCCUUCCUUUGCUGUUUCUUUCCGAGGGUAAGCAUAAUGCAUUUUCACUUUAGCAUCAGGAAUAGGUUGCUCAUGUUACCAUGUUACCUGCUUUCGUUUAUCAUAAUUUAUUGAUAAUCUAUUUAUUGAUCACCGAAAAUAUGUUCAGUGAUUUUCACGUGCAACCUUUACGAACUCUUCAUUGUUUAUUUGACCAAUCACAUGGCACUCUUAACUUGCAUUCCCAUGUGCUUCGUCACUCUGUUUUUUCUUCACGGCCAAGCACAAUGUCUUGAAGUUUUCUUUUCAAAUUCCCUCCCCUCCAACCCUUCGCUUUGUUUUAUUUUAUUUUAGUGGACAUAGGACUUGCGAAACCUUAAUUAAGUGCCAUGUUGUCAAGUAGUAAUCAUUUUAUGUAUAUAACUUAUUAAUUAGUUAAACAGUAUUAUUUUAAGCAACUUAUCUAUAGUCAUAAUCAAUUUCUGCGUCAACACUUUGAUGUCCUUUUCAGUUAAGCGUUUCAACUCGAGGCAAUGAUAUGACAUCUAUUUAGUUACUUCUUACACUUCUCCUCUGAAAUUAGUAGUGUAUUUUCAAUAAAAAUUGGGAAUGGGGAUGAAGUGCUCCUCUCGUCACACUUUUCAGACUUUUGCCCCCAUAGACUCGACAUUUUGUACUCCUGGGAUGUACAUAUAGGUUAGUGGGGGCCCUAGGGAGGCCCACGAUUGGUCACAGCCGACCCUGAGGGGAGGACUAACUCCCUCCCCUAUAUCGGUCUGUGCAUAUUUACCCAGGAACGGUCACAGUCGGCCCUGGGAGGAGGCCCAACUCCCUCCUCCAUACCGUCGGUGUACCACCCUGGUGGUAGGUUUUCUUUAGCUCACAAAAAUCCAGGAGUACAUGGGGCUGACCUUUUAAGUUUCAGUGGGGCACUUUGUCACCCACUUCCCCUUUUAGAGCCACAUCAAGUUGUUGUUUGUUUUGUUGCUGUUCAGUAUAAUAAUUUUGGGUCCCCAAACAUGAGGAAGUUUAUUAACUGAAGAGUAAUCAGUUCAGGUUGCGGUUUUCAAACCUUUUGUUCUCCUUCCCUUUGCCUCCCUCACAGGUGUCUAAGCAGGUGUUGGUAAAUCAGUGGACUAACUUAGUCACGACACUUGUAACGACAGUAAUUGCCGACAGACCUGCAGCGGAGAAGGCGAGUGACGCGGAUCUGUGUGUUAUAGCCAAGAGACUUACUGCGGUAAGUUGUUCGGAUAGAUUGGUUUUAACCUGAAACUUCAGUGCCUAAAUGCUCUCAAUCUGGCCUCUCAAUCUGGAUAGCGCUAUUGGCCUGCCUCGUUGAUCAGGUGGUUAGAGCGCUGGUACAUCUACUUCUGUGCACUACUUAUCCCUUACUCAGUACUUAAAUUGCUCUUAUGGCUGUGUCUAUGGUUGAAUCUCAAUGUAAUAAUAAUAAUAGUAAUAAUAACUCCGUUAUUUACCCUCGGCACUAUUUAUAGCUUAAUGCUAGUGGGGCCGAGCAAAUGCCUGAAGCAAAUAAUCUGAACCAAACUUAACAGGGUUAAGAAUCCCAGCUGGCCGGAGGCAAACCAGCUGGUUAAUUGCAAAAGUGGCCGAGAAUUUGAACUCGGGACUACCAUGAACAAACCCAGUUAGCAGUUGGAGCGGGACUUGAACUCGGUGCCUCCGAAUUGCAAGUCCAGCGCUCUAACCACUCGGACACGCUGCCUCCCAUACUUCAGCGUGCUCUUUCAAACAAAGCCUAAUGAGAAGUACUUUCACACAACAGGAGGUGUUUUUCAGUAUUACUAUAGAAACGUUCCUAAUAGCAAUAAAAUUUCGCAGGAACUCCGAGCAAUGUCUCUGCUGUUCUCUGUUCGGGCGCCGCAGAAAUCCGACAUCAGCCCACUACUACAGCCGAGUCUUGAUGCACUUCUGUCAGUCUGUCGCAGGUAUCAAAACAAAAAACAAGAAAAUGCAAAGGCCACGCGCGCUGCGAGCGAGACUGAGCAACAGCAGAAAAACGAAGAGUCCGAGGACAAGAAGACAGGUGGAGAGGUGGAGCCGGUGAAAAAGCGAAGGAGAACGUUAGAAGGCGAAGAACAAACAAGUUCUAAAGGAGCAUCCGCAUCGUCUGAUGUGCCAGGACCUAGCAAGGAUGAUGACAGCGCUGCUGCUCGGAAAAGGGAGAAAGUCCAGAGUAGCUCCCAAAAACAAUCCCCAAAAAGUGGGUCAAUUUGGGGCUCAAGGCCGCCAACUGAUUGUGUGGACUCGCUAGUUAAAGCUAUUCAAAGUGCCAUCACCAAAAUCCCUGUAUAGGUAACAAACAUGAGAGGAACAGUCUGGCAUUCAUUGAAGCACCGUUAUAAAAGACACUUUGGCCUUAGGAGUCUGUUUGCUGCCAGAUGACUCCUAAGCUACGGGAAUCUCUGAGUGUUUUUAUGGACUGCUUUUGCAGCGUUUUACUUUCCAGUGCACAGCGGGAAAAGCCAAGAAGUUUUCGAGUUUUUUUUGUUUCCCAGAACUUGUGUAUUUGGAAAAAUAAAUGGAAAUGAACUGUAUCCCAGAAACGUUGGUAACCGGUUGGACAACAGUCUCCCUAAAACGAUAUGAUUUGAGUCGUGGUGUUGACGUUUUUAUACCCGUGAAAAAAGCUUUCUUUGUACUUUGUUUCAUUCCCUUCCACUCGACUAGAAUUUACAUCAUGCAGUGAAAGGAGGAUUUUGGAGGGUUAAAGCAACUAUGCACCUUUUCACCUUUCAUGGCUUCCUGCCGGUGACAAUGCAAGCCCCGGUAACUAAACAUACAAGACUAAACAGAGAAGGCAGACAAGCCGGGUGGGAGUGGUUUCCUUUACCCGGUUUAUGCUUUCUCUGACAUGUACAAUCAGAACUCCAGUCUCAAAAUGGGCCCUUCAUUCUGGGUCUUUCAGUCUUCAAGAUUCUUAAGUCUUUUCUUUCAACUUAAAGCCUGUCCAUCAAGUACGGGUUUCUAAUUUCGGCUUUUUUAAAAAAAUGGGAGUAUUGUAGGGAGGUGUGUUUUAUGGAAGUUGCAUUGUAUGUUCACAGUUUUGCAAAUCUACAAGAGAAAAGCGCUUUCACCGCCUUUUCUGACAUUGCGAAAAAUAAACGGUUUUAGAUAAUACUUACCUUGAAAAUAGAUGAUACAACUGUGCGUAGAGGCCACCGUCAAAUCAGAAAUGGGUAUCACAUAUAACCAUGAAGAUGUGCAUGUUAUAAUUAUAAAUGCCCACCGUAACGCGCAACCUGAGAAUUAGAAAUAGGUGAUGUAAUGUCACGUGGGUAACACAUUCCCCCUUGAACUCAGGCGAUAUAACUGCAAAUUUCCCGUUUCGUCUUGGUAAAUAUUUUAUUCUUGAGAAAAAAAACAAUAUUGAUCCUGUUAUUUAUCACUGAGAAAAAAGAUCUUACAUUAACUUCCUCGUUGAAAGCUCUUUCAGUGCAUUUAAAAUUAUGUAGCAGUAGUGUGGAUUUGUUUGGAAAAGAAACAGAGAUCAUAAAUUUAGAUGGUGUAGAAGUAAAUUUUGAUGGAAAUUGUUCAUUAAUGUUGCCGUUGGUGCAUUCUGCAGAUAAAAACGUAAUACCGUGGAAGCUCUCGUAACUGACACUCUGGUAAGCAAACAGCUCCACUUACGGCCACCUUUACAAAACUCCGUUUUUCUCAACUCCUAUACAAACCCUGUAUUUUUACAUUCUCGUAAGCGGCCAGCUCCACUUACGGCCCCUUUAAAAACUCCGUCAAGUUGUUUUACAUGCUCAACUUUCAAUACAAACCCUGUAUUUUUUAACUAUCAGUUAAUGAAACAGGUAGUUUGCUAGCCAGAACCAGGUCCAGGUUAUUGAACACCUUUUCCGAAAAUCCCAAAAACGUUCCGGGCUUUCGAGGGCUUACCCCAGGUCCAUUGCAAGAAACUAUUGCAACGACGAUUUUUAAGGCAAUUGUUGUAACAAUUCGAAACAAUGUCGCCAAAAAAAAAAAGUUGCAAAGCUGUGAUGCGUUGAAAAUAAUCGCUGUGAAUUGUCCCCACGUAACACUGGACAGUGCUGACAAUAAUAAAGAACAGCGAUUAUUGGGCGACGGUGAGCAAAAUAUCGUCAUUUGGCAGUGGCGUCAAUUGCUUAUAGUCCAUUUCUACGUGACUCCGUUUUACUACUAAUGGCC
Molecule: messenger RNA, 56850 nt
Organism: Porites lobata
Lineage: Eukaryota; Metazoa; Cnidaria; Anthozoa; Scleractinia; Poritidae
Source: the annotation of a GenBank genome assembly